UUUCGCUCGCGUCCGUCGUGAGGAGAGACGCGAGGGGCGGCGAAGGUGCGCUGCGCGCGUGGGUUUGGGCGCCGAGACGUCCCUUCCGCGGAGCCCCGGUGCGCGCGGUCCAAGGGGAAGCGAUGGCGCAGGCGUUGAACCUCAACAACGAGGUGAGCGGAGGGGGAAGGCGCGCGGCGGGUUGAGGGUGACCCGUGGAGGAAAGGCGCGCGGGGGGAGGGCCGCGAAACGGCGCCCUCGCCCACGGGAGUCGAGGGCGGGAGCUCUGCUGACUGAGGAUCAGGGCCCUCCCAAUACACGCCGCCUUCUGAGGGAGUCGUUGCAGGGGGUUGGACUGGAUGACCCUUGGGGAACCCUUCCAGCUCCGUGAAGCUCGUCCCACCUCUGGGCAGGAGAUGUCGAAUUACAGAUUUAGGCGUGGGACCUUUAACUAUCGGCUUCGGCCGAAUUUAAAUCCCACCGGUCUACUACCCUUAGUAAAAUAGAAAACAUAAGGUAAAAGACGUCUGGAUGGUUACGUUCAGUCACAAGCUAUAAUAAUAAUAAUAAUAAUAAUAAUAAUAAUAAUAAUAAUUUAUUUAUACCCCGCCCUCCCCAGCCAAGACCAGGCUCAGGGCGGCUAGCAACCAAUAAUAAAAACAAGUUGAUUAAAAUACAAUUUAAAAAACAAUAUUAAUAUACUAUGGGGUUGCAGCGCUCAUCUCGCUUUUCAGAGUGAUGAGUGUUGCACCCCAUAGCCCAUGGGUAGGCAAACUAAGGCCCGGGGGCCAGAUCCGGCCCAAUCGCCUUCUAAAUCCGGCCCACAGACGGUCCGGGAAUCAGCCUGUUUUUACAUGAGUAGAAUGUGUGCUUUUAUUUAAAAUGCAUCUCUGGGUUAUUUGUGGGGCAGAGGAAUUCGUUCAUUUCCCCCCAAAAAAUAUACAGUGGUGCCCCGCAAGACGAAUGCCUCGCAAGACGGAAAAACCGCUAGACGAAAGGGUUUUCCGUUUUGAAGUUGCUUCGCAGGACGAAUUCCCCUAUGGGCUUGCUUCGCAAGACGAAAAUACCUUGCGAGCCUUGAGAUUUUUUUUUCGCUUUCCCCCCCCUUUAUCUAAUCUGCUAAGCCUUUAAUAGCCUUUAAUAGCCUUUUAGCAGCUAAUCUGCUAAGCCUUUAAGCCUUUAAUAGCCGCUAAACCGCUAAUAGCGCUAAUAGCGCUAAUCCGUCAAUGGGCUUGCUUCGCAAGACGAAAAAACCGCUAGACGAAGACUCUCGCGGAACGGAUUAAUUUCGUCUUGCGAGGCACCACUGUAAUCCGGCCCCCCACAAGGUCUGAGGGACAGUGGACCAGCCCCCUGCUGAAAAAGUUUGCUGACCCCUGAUAGCCGAAUUCAACUGGACUUUACUGUCCAGGGGUCCUUUACCUUUUUUACCUUUACCCUUAUGGUAUUCAUUUUUUUGUUGUUAUAUUGUAAACUGCCCUGGGAUCUAAGGUAAAGGUAAAGGACCCCUGGAUGGUUAAGUCCAGUUAAAGGCGACUAUGGGGUUGCGGUGCUCAUUUCGCUUUCAGGCAGAGGGAGCCGGCGUUUCUCUGCAGGCAUCUUUCCGGGUCAUGUGGCCACCAUGACUAAACCGCUUCUGGCACAACGGAACACCGUGACGGAAACCAGAGCGCACGGAAACACCGUUUACCUUCCCGCUGCAGUGAUACCUAUUUAUCUACUUGCGCUGGUGCGCUUUCAAACUGCUAGGUUGGCAGAAUCUGGGACGGAGCAAUGGGAGCUCACUGCCGCCAGGAUUCGAACCGCUGACCUUCCUGAUCAGCAAGCGCAAGAGGCUCAGUGGUUUAGACCGUAGUGCCACCCGCUUCACUACUCUUAGUAUCACAAGAUUGUCACGAGAGCACUUGGACUAAAAUGGUCAACCCAACGCUUUGCGUUUCUGGUUUAUCACCGCAACAGUUAUUAACACUGGGCUUCGGUAAAGCAAAUAAUUAAAUCAGACAGUGCUUAUAUGAUAUUGAGCAACAGAGUAAUUUGGCCACCAUAAGGAUAUUUUGUCCGUGGUAUGGUUAUUUGCCUCCUAGUCAUUUUGACCCAAUGGCAUCCUAUCUGCAAAAUGUAACUAUUCCAAAAUACAGGCGUGCUUUUGCAAGAUGGACUAUACUGCCUUCGGCUGUACUUGAGGGUCAGUUUCAAAAAAUCCUGCUGGAAAAACAGUUAUGUCUCUGUGGAGAUGGCAAUAUUUAGUCAGUGGCUCAUGUGUUUCUGGCUCGCACGCUUUAUAAACAUUUGAGGAGUGAGGUUAUUACCCCUCUAUUAUUGUCCAUGCGGGGUUGCUCAACCAUUGCUACUGUGUCCUUUCUUCCAGCAGAUCAAGAUAAUCAGGUGACAUCAAAAACUGAUUUUUUUUUUUGCAGGGGCAAUUAGAAUAAGAUCUAUUAUUUGAUUAUUGUUGUAAACCUCCAGAAUGUAUUUUGUAUAGUUAAGUUUUUACCUCUGUCUUCAGUACAUUUUAUUUUAUUUUAUUGCUAUGGCUAGUGGCUGAUGCAAGUAAAGAUGCGUCUUCUUCUUCAGGAGCGCUACCUCGGCUGUUUUGGCUUUGUAGUGCUACUGCAAAACUCCUGAGCUUGCUCAGUGUCCGUUGCCCUGCAGAUAUCGAGAGCAGUGCCCAUUUGUUUCUCCAUAGGGUCAUAGAGUUGGAAGGGACCUGGAGGGUCAUCUAGUCCAACCCCCUGCACAAUGCAAGGAUCUCUUUUGCCCAGCGUGGGGCAUGAACCCACAAUCCUAAGAGUCUCAUGUUCUGCUGACUGAGCUAUCCGACACAACAUUUCCCAGGUGCCUUUUCUUCCUCUUCGAACAGCUGCAGCCCCAUGCCUCUGCAUGUUUACCCUCAGAAGUAGACCCUGCUAAGUGCACCAGUUAAGGGUGAAGUGAGUUGCAGUAUUGACUUUCCCUCUCACUAUAGGGCCACUGUGUUAGGUCACAUCCACAACAUACAUUUAAAGCACUGUUCUAACGGUCAUGGCUACCUGCAAAGAAGCCCAGGAACUGUAGUUUCUUAAGGGUGCUGACCUCACAGUCCUACUACUGCCAGCACCUUUAAUAAACUAUAGGGUUCUCCAUGGCUGUUAAACUGGUAUAAGAGCACUUUAAGUCUGCGGUGUGGGUAUGGUCUUAGUCUUUUACAGCAAAAACAACUGAGUGUCUUGUCACACCUGAAAAAAACAAUCAAAUUUAUUAUAGCAUCCUUUUUUUGCAACUUUUCAAAAUGCAUGUUUAUAUUGAUUAAAUGACCUGUGGUCCACAAAAGUUUACUUCUUAAUAAUCCUUAUGUUGACCCAACAUUUGGUUGAAACAUUAACUUUGCCUUUCCUUCAUUUCUGUGACUUUCUUUUCUCCUCCUUCCUUUCUUUCACGCACACCUGUCUUCAUUACUUCGUUUUGUAUUUCACAUUCUCUCUUUCCCUGUUUCAUAGUGUUCCUGUGCAUUUUUUUGUGCAGAAGUAAAAGAGCAAUCCAGCUCCCUUCCCUGCCAGUGGUGGCCUUACUGGGGGUAGCCAGCACAAGCCCUCAAAACAGGGAAUUGCGGGAGUAGAGAAGGUGUGGAACUGGGCCUGAUAAGGAUUUGCUGGUUCAGCUACUGGUUGAGUCUCUAUGCUGCACCAGCAUGGAUUGAGUGCAGUGAAAACUGGAAGCUUGUGGCCAUAAGUGGCAGGGCUGCAGACACGUUGUUCUGCACUGUUGCUUCUGCUUGGAAGUUAGACUUGCUCCCUAAGGCUUACAAAAUACUUAAGGACACCGAUUGUGAAGGAGAAAGUUGGAUUUCCUCAUACAUGUGCAUCUCUUUUGUGAUUCCAUGGAACAGCAUCAUGUCCUUGACACCUGAAGAAGUAGGUCAAUUUCUAAGACUGUAAAUGAUGAACUGCUCUGUCCUCUGGUGUCCCACUGUAGAUCCAGUUAGAUGCCUUGACAUUCAAUUCUUAUGAUUCUCUUAUUUGACAACUUCCAGUGGGAUCACUUUGUCAGUCUGUUACACCAAAAAACAAAGCAGGCGAAGUAAACUCUAGUUCAUGAAAGCUUAUUCCAUAAUAAUUUUCUUAGGCUUUAAGGUAUCACAGGAUGCCUUCUUCUCUUUCAUUGGGUGUUUGAUAUAUUGGAUACUUGCACCAAGUUUACUCUUGCUAUCUUUUAUGCUUUUUAAUGCUAGUUUUAAUUGUUUGAUAGUUGUCAUGCUUUAUUCUGAUUUUAGUUGGGCUUUGUGUUUUUGUUUUUUGCUGUUUUUAUUGUGAAUUGUAUUUUCUAUUUUAGAUUUAGAUCUGACACACUUGCAAGUGUUAAAAAAUACAAGAAGUGGUAGAAAAUGUUUGAGGUUACAAAAGGGAUAAUAUGCUCCAGCAAUACAUUUAAUUUUGCGGUUGUUUUAAUAUCAGACUUCGAAUUUAACACUGGUUUAUACUAUCUAUCUAUCUAUCUAUCUAUAUAUAUAUUAAUACACACUAUACUUAAUCUGCUUCUCCCUGCUGUCCAGCUUGAUCAUGCAGCACCACAGCUGCAGUUUGUUGUAAGUUCCCUUCUUUUCAUAUCCAUGCAAAGCACUUUAGCAUCAGAGAUAGCUGUUAUUGGGUAAGAACUGCAUAAGUGUCUAUUGCUGACUAGGAAUCGGGAGUAGGGACAAAUACUAUUUUAUUCAAUUUCUAAACUGCCCUUUGUAAUCAGUUACGAUCCCAGGGCUGUUUACAAAACCAGUGUCAAAUUAUUUAAAAAAUGACGUUCAACCAACAGUUAUAUUUUUAAUCAGAACAGCAGACAUCGCUCAUAAUCACUUCUCAAAUUAGCUUCCCCAAAAGAUCAGGGUGAAGAGGUAAGUCACCAGCUGGGUGCCAAUAAUGAUGUCACCAGUCAUACCCCCAAAUAAGUUUCAUAGACAAGAUGCCAACACAGAGAAGGCCUUAUCGCAUGUCAUUGUCACAUGAUCCUAUCUUAAUGCACAGGCAGGAUAAUAGGAAUAUAUAGCCACAAGUGAAGAAGCCAUUGUGCUGUAUGUGUGUGAAUAUUAUUGAUCUCAUUCAAGUCUCUGAACUGUUGGGAAAAGAAAAAUAAUCUCUUCAUACAUUGGUAUGAAGCAGGCUUUAUUUAAGGUUAGUGUUGGAGCAGGGAAUGAUCCCGAUUUGCAAUUAUACUUGCGAUCUGGAAACAGCCUUUUCCCGGAGACCUAAACAAUCAGCGAUGCAUCGUUAAUUUGUAUAAUAGAAUUUUGUUUCUUCCCGUCAUGACUUUUUGGCAGAGAAUAAUCUAAAAGAAAAAAUUAAGAUGAAAUGGUAACAUAUUUAAAAACAUACUCGUAAAAUAGCUUUAUGUGCAAAUUAUACUUGAAAAUGUUGCUAGGUGGCAGCACAAAAUAAGUAAUAAGCUCCUCUUAACCCCCACCCCUGCCCUGCUUGUACAAAUUCUCUUGCAAAUGUGCUUAAUUUACAAACUGAUUAAUUUCAAGCCUUAAAUAUAUGUACUGUUCCAAACAGAAUUGUGAGAUGUAUUCUUUUAGGACAGAAUCCCCCGGCCCUAAAUUUACGUAUACAUUUUUAAUGGCACUUGGGCAUUUGGGGUGAAACUUCAGGACUUCAUUCUACUUUCCUAUAGAUGGAGCAUAGCAAAGCCCUCUCACCUAUUUUGCAAGGAAUUUGCUGUAGUGGAAUAAAUACUACUGCUUUGUUUCUCCCAUUGCAUCUAUUAUAUUUAAUAUACGGUAACACCUGAAAGACCUACAUUGGCUCCCAGUAUGUUUUCAAGCACAAUUCAAAGUGUUGGUGCUGACCUUUAAAGCCUAAAUGGCCUCGGCCCAGUAUACCUGAAGGAGCGUCUCCACCCCCAUCGUUCAGCCUGGGCACUGAGGUCCAGCGCCGAGGGCCUUCUGGCGGUUCCCUCACUGAGAAAAGUGAGGUUACAGGAAACCAGGCAGGGGGUCUUCUCGGUAGUGGUGCCCGCCCUGUGGAACGCCCUCCCAUCAGACGUCAAGCAAAUAAACAACUAUCUGACUUUUAGAAGACAUCUGAAGGCAGCCUUGUUUAGGGAGGCUUUUAAUGCAGGGCUAGGCAACCUAAGGCCCAGGGGCUGGAUGCGGCCCAUUUGCCUUCUCAGUCUGGCCCGCAGACAGUCUGGGAAUCAGCAUGUUUUUACAUGAGUAGAAUGUGUGCUUUUAUUUAAAUGGGUUAUUAGUGGGGCAUAGGAAUUCAUUCAUUAUUUUUUUUCAAAAUAUAGUCUGGCCCACCACAUGGUCUGAGGGAUGGUGGAUCGGCCCACGGCUGAAAAAGGUUGCUGACCCCUGUUUUAAUGUUUGAUAUUGUCGCUUUUUUAUUAUUAUUAUUCUGUUGGGAACUGCCCAGAUGGGCGGGGUAUAAGUAAAUUAUUAUUAUUAUUAUUAUUAUUAUUAUUUUAGUGAAUCAAGUGGAAUUGUAAGCUAGGUAAAUCAAAACAAUUUGUGUAUAUUGUUCAGUGGGGCUUACACUGUUGGAAAUAUAUUUAGGACAGUAUCCAUUGGUCUAGUUUACAUGUGCAUAAGCAGGAAGGUUCACAUGUCACACAAAAUUAUAGCUUUGUGAGGCAUGCAUUAGCAGGAACAAAGUAUUGAUAACUUAAAAUUUGUGUCCUCUCGUCUCCUCUUCCUUCCCUGCAGCUGCAACAAGUUCUACAGCAGUUUCCCCCCCUGCUUUCCCUGAAUCCUGGAUUGUCAUGUUAUCCAGACCAAGGAUCAUACUUUAUAACAAACUUGGGUAGGUUUUAAAUCAAGCCAAUGUCCAACUGUGGUUUCUGAAGCUCACUUGUUUAACUUAGAGUUUGAUAGAAAACACGAUCCUUGGUCUGGACAACACAUGAAGUUGAUUUGGUAAUGGAAAGCAAAACUUAAAAGCUACCCAACUUGUCCGCCCAGCUGCAGGGAGGAGAAGUGGGAACGAUGGUGGUUUCUUCCUGCUCAUGCACAUCUCAGAAUACCAUUUCUAGGCUAUAGAAAUCAAAUCUUGAAAGUAGGUUUAGAACUGAAAGGUCAUUUCCUAGCCCUUAUGGGUUGUAGCUUGCAAAAGAGGUCUGGAACUACGAUGGCCAAAAUACUCACAGAUCUGAAGUAUAGAAUGAAAGAGUAACAGAAACCCGGAUUUCACGAAACUUUGAAGUGCUAUAAAAUUAAAACCGUUUGAGAUAGAGGGGAAAUAUUUAAGGGGGUUUCUUUCAACCAUAAGGGAAGGGUGUACACCAAGUUUCAUCAAAACCCAAGACGGUGGGUGGCAUGACCGCGUUGAAUAGACGUGGACCGACCUGGAGAGUAGCUGGCCACAAACUUCACACACACACUUCCCUCUGCCCAGAAAUAGGCUGAUUUUUUUCCUUUAAUUUCUAAGGAUAAGAAUGAUGAGCUAAAUUUAGACUACAGUGGUACCUCGGGUUAAGUACUUAAUUCGUUCCAGAGGGCUGUUCUUAACCUGAAACUGUUCUUAACCUGAAGCACCACUUUAGCUAAUGGGGCCGCCGCGCUGCCGGAGCACGAUUUCUGUUGUCAUCCUGAAGCAAAGUUCUUAACCCGAGGUACUAUUUCUGGGUUAGUGGAGUCUGUAACCUGAAGCAUAUGUAACCCAAGGUACCACUGUAUUAUAGUAAGUUGGUAAUUCUACACAUCUACCAAGUAUCUGCUUCAUAGAACUUUGUCAGUGUUUGCUAGAAGGCAUUGGCAGACUGUAUUGAAUUCAAUUUAGUCUUUUUGUCCAAAGGCAUGAAUGUGUAGAUUGUUAAGAAGCAAACCAUUCUUAGGUUGCCCUAAGCCUUUCUUCAUCCUUUGAGGAUACGUGUAACAAGUUUGUCUCUUGUUUAAAAUAGUUUAAUAUUCUCUAGCAAGUUCUUUAGUAAGAAUUUCCUGUGAUGGAUUGAGUUCUGCUGAAAAAAAAUCUCUUGACAUUCUUUCGGACCAUGUCAGUGUUCUCAGCAACCAUUCCGAUAAAGCUUAUGAAAUUUCCAAGCUCAGCCUCUGAGAUAGAAUUUAGAAGAACAUUUUCCCCCUAGGAUCUCUUCCAGCAGCUAUUAUUCAAGUUUUGAGUUGCCACAUCAUCAGUUGCAGAACAUUAAAGGCAUACUGUGACCAGCAGAUUCAAGCACAUUUGCUUGCAGCAGAUUAUGAAGAAAUUAAAAAUGCAAAAGCAGCCUGCAUACUUGUUGCAAACUGAGCAGUAUUAAAUGAAUAUAGAUGAAAAUGAGAUUUUGCCUCCCCCUUCUGCUCAGAGUGGUUUGUGUGAAGUGCAUUUGGUUGGGCCACGUAGGCUAGUUAGAGGUUGCCAGAAAUAAAACAUGUGGCUGCUUACUUGAGCUGGUGCGUAAUAAAAAAAUUGCAAGCUCAGUCAUGGGAGCUUGCUGUAGACUAUAUUUAAAGGAGCUGUAGCAUAGCUGUGAUGAAAACACUGACUGGUUAACUGGUAAAGCUACAGGUGUCUAAAAGAGAUAUUAAUUGUACCAGGUGACUUUUAAUCAGAACUGAUCAUAUUAGUUAUUGCACAUGACAUCCCUUCAUUUUCAGUCAUUGAACUGUUGAACACAUCAUUCAUUUUUCUUUGUAAUUGGGAUGAGGCUGUUUUUGUGUGUCUAAACUCUGAAUGUCAUUCCUAAACCUGAACAAUCACAUUGUGUAUAACUGAAACUCUGAUGUGUACAAUUCAAUUUAAUUUGGUGUUUUUCCAGCAUACGAAGGGAAGAUGCAAGGUUCCCCCCCAGUCCACUUCUCAGUCUCUCUUCUGAUUCAGUGACCCCUACUGCAUGCAACACAUCACAAAAGAGACCCUCCUGAACCUCCUUUGUAGAAAUAUGGCAACUUUUGCCUGCCUUCUCCUCACCAGGCUCUGCAGUUCAUUUCAUUUGUUUUUGCAUGGUUCCCUGCUCCAGUUCUGCUGGCGAAGGUUUUGCAGUAUAUGGUGGUUAGAAUUCUUUUUGUUUAACUUUCUGAUCCUGUCAAAAACAAGAGAGACACAAACCACAGCUUACACUCUCUUGGUGUAAACACUAAUUUGAACCACUGAGCUUAUUUUUCUUAGGAGCUGUGACCCUGAGCUACAAGGAUCUCUUCUUUCGGCUUAAAUGGAGCUACAUGCUCAGUAGGUGAUCCUCAGUUGUGUCCUGCUUGGCUGUGCUUUUCUUUAAUCCACAGCAAAUAUUGACCAUAGUGCCAACCAUGACACUCUGCACAUGUCUAGCGACCCCCUUGCCACUUACUGUUCCCAGGCUCCACAAGUAAAUUGGGGCAUUAAACGGGACAUUCUGCCCCCCAUUAUACUUCCCCAGCUCUGUAUCCAUCUCUCCAUUUUUCCCUCCACAACUCACCAUAAACUAACAAGGAAAAGGAAUAAAUUAGUUUGGAAUUCUCUGCCAUACAUUUGUCUGAUUGUCCUUUGCUUUAGAAACACUUGCCUGUUUGGUUUAGGUUGCCCUGGGGAAGAUAAAACAACUAAAAUUCUAAUUAUCAUGAUGAUGAUGAUGAUGAUGAUGAUGAUGAUGACAACUUGACCUCAUUCAUUACUCUCUCAGCGCCACACUCUACCCAUGUACAGUGUGGGGAUAAUCAUGCCAGCAUGCAUAUCUUUUUAUGUUUGGAGCAUUUGAAAUGUGCCAUUUAAAUGCCUUCUUUACAUGAAGCUAGUUUAACCAGGCCUUCGGCUGAUUAAUAUUCUGCAGCCUUUUGUGUUUGCAGGUGGGUGGUUACUAUUUUGUUGCUUCCAUUUUGACUAUUUAUUUGUGCCUUAAAGGGCAGUAUAUAAAUCAAACAAACAAAUACAUGUGGGAAUGUUGUAAUAAUGUGUGAUUUAUCAUUUGUAAAGAAUGUGAAGUGUGACGUUGGUUCUUGGUAUCUUUCUUCAAUGUUUCUUCCACAUUAACAGGGAUUUUGUCAGUCUUCAAGAUAUUUUUGAACAAGUUGGCAAACAGUGCUAUUGAUAGUACCAGCUAGGUUCACAAGUACAGUGGUACCUUGGGUUACAUACGCUUCAGGUUACAUACGCUUCAGGUUACAGACUCCGCUAACCCAGAAAUAGUACCUCGGGUUAAGAACUUCGCUUCAGGAUAAGAACAGAAAUCGGGCUGAUGGACUACAUGGAACUGGUGGAAAUGACUGGCAAAAUCCGAGACCCGGGAGAAGAGUUGGUGGAAGAAGACUGGAAGAAAUUUAAAGUUUAUUUACAGAAACAUUGUAAUUAAGGAAUGUUAGAAGGAUGUUGGAAUGAAAUAAUGCGGUUUUAGCAGAAAUGCUAUAAAGGAUUAAGAAAAAAUAGAUUGCUAAAUGGUGAAGGAGGGAAAGUAAAGUUACAUUAUAUUAAGAUAAAAUAGAGGACAAAAACUGGAAAAGAUGGCAAGGAUUUGCUGAAAUAGCUAAUUGAACUAGAAUACAAAAAAGGGAGGUGUGAGCAGGUCAAGGAAAUAAGCAAAUAAAAGAUAAGUUAUGGGAAGAUUCAUUGUAUUUUUUAUUUUUUUUAUUUUCUUUUCUUUUUUCUUUUUUAUUAUUGUGAUGUGAUGUUUUGUAUUUCUUUAAUAUGCUGUUUUUUAAUUUUUUCUUUUUGUAACCCUUUAAAAUUCCAUAAAUAUUAUUUUUUUUAAAAAAAGAAAUCGGGCUCCGGCGGCGCGGCGGCAGCAGGAGGCCCCAUUAGCUAAAGUGGUGCUUCAGGUUAAGAACUGUUUCAGGUUAAGUAUGGACUUCCGGAAUGAAUUAAGUACUUAACCUGAGGUACCACUGUAAAAACUUUUGAUUUUUGUGACUUGGCAAAUAAGAUUUAACAUCCAGGUCACUCCAUUCCCAUUUUAUAUUUCCUGUCAUUUUAGGAGUGUCAGCUGUUACAAGUUUUGGUUAUGAGACCAUGUAUUUGGCAUAAGAAAAAAAAUUAUUUCUUACAGCAACUCCAUGAUAUAUGGUAGAAUAUAGGUGGCCAGUAUUAAGUAUGCAAGGAAUGCCAAUUGUCAGAAAUGGUUGGGAGGCAUAAUGUUAUACACUACCCUAGAAUGAAGUAUAACUGCAGCUGUGAACACAAGUAUGCCACGCUGCACGAGUCAUUAUCGAACUUAUGGAUAAUGAAUAUUUCCUUCCCAGUCUUGGUUUCUUUUUGACAUUUAAAGAGAAUACAGAGUGGAGAACCAGUGGAUGUGGAGAGGAGGUGCUUGAAACCUUUCUGAUCAUUACAGUAUUUAUUGAUUCAGAUGGGGGAAAGCUACACAGAGGAAAGGGUUGCAGGGGAUGAGCUGUGGUGGGAACAGGUGUAAUUCUACUUUGUAUAUCAGAGCUAAGCACCAAACUGGAAAUCCUUUGUUGGGCACUGAUAUUUAGUUACAAUCUUAGUUCUUUUUUUUCUUUUUCUUAUUUUUUUAAAGAAAGCAACCACAGCAGGUAAUGGAUUAGUAUCCAUACCAAAUUAGUUGCACUUAAAUUCCCUUUGUAGUCAUUGGGACAAAUUGCUCAUUACUUAAGUCAAAUUGAUUUCAGUUCAUUAACUUUUUGCUCUACAGUUUUCUAGUGCAUUUCUUUUUGUCUGUAGCUUUCUCUCACUGUGAUGAUUAUGCUAAUUUGUAAGUGAUUAUACUGACUUCCAUAUUAUAAUCCAAAUAAGUUUAGCUAAGUGAAGCAAUUUAGUCUAUAUUUGGUCUUUGUAUUCCAUCCAAAUUGGAUUGGUGGCUUAUCAUAUUUGAAUUAAGGCAAGCCAUGAGAAUAAAGCAAAGAAGAAUCCAACAAGUUUGAAAGGGAACUUAUAGGUUACUGCCAAUUUAAGAGAAUUGUGGCCAUAGCAUGUGUGUUCUAUAUAAAGCUUGCUACAGCUGUUUUCAUGUCAGUUAAGGAGGCCUGAAAAAGGGGCUAGAAUAUAAAAUUCAGAAAACAUUCUCUUAGAACUGACCAUUCAUAAAUCUUCAUUUUAUUUAUUUGUGGGGGUUUUUUUGCAAAAUGAUUUAAUCUGCUAAAAUAUAUCUACUACUCAUUUAAGUGUAGGUAUUCCUUUGUAUAUAAUUUUAAGUUUGCAAUGCCUACAAUUGUGGCAGCAGUUUGGGGGGGCACUGCUGCCAAGUUUAUCUGUCUACAUUUCUUCACUCAAUGCUCUUUUCAUGCAGGAAUGUUGAACAGUAGAAGAAAUAUUGUUUUACAAAAAUUCCACAAAAUAGACAGGCAUUUUGUAAGGAAAUACUCCUCACCUCCUUCUUAGUUUUUAAAGCAUUUUUUUCCGAUUGAAGGAGGGAAAUCUGCUUGUAAUUGAAAUCACACACCCGCAUCCAUCUCGUACCCUAAUUUAUGUCACAAGUCACUGGUUAUUAGUCUCUGUUUUCUAAUGGUUCCACAGACCAACUUGAAAAGCAGGUGCAAAAUUUGAUGCUUGCUUGAGUAGCAGUUGCUCUUGGGGCAAGCAGGUGAGUGGCUGCAUCUGUCUUUCAUCACCACCACCACCUUCCAACAUGACAGCAUGUUGCUGUCAAAAGAUGUGUCUGGCAUCAUCAAAACUCUCCCUAGGGGCCAGUGAAGCCGAGGAUGCUGGCAAGACAAAGCUGUUUUAAGACUGAAGAUUGCUAUCAGUCCCAAGGCAAAGUGUCUGCCAGUUGCAAUUUGCAAGAUGCUUAAGGAAGAGUGCAUAAUACUGGGUACAGUGCUCUUAACAACAUUGCCCAGGUAAGGAUGUCCAGGGGGAAGAGGAAGGGAGUGAGGCUUAGCCUGGGGGAACAGCGCAGGGCAACUUGAGUGAGAGAUAAGUUUUACUUUACCUGAUGCCAGAUCACUUAUUUAUUUCACCAGUUUAUCUUGCUCUACAGCCAAAAAACAAAAAAAAACCCCAGCCCACCCCAUUGUUGUUUAGUCGUUUCGUUUCGUGACCCCAUGGACCAGAGCAUGCCAGGCACUCCUGUCUUCUGCUGCCUCCCUCAAACUCAUGCUGGUAGCUUCGAGAACACUGCCCAACCAUCUCGUCCUCUGUCAUCCCCUUCUCCCAUUCCUAUAGUGGUUUACAAAUUGUCAUUGAGAAGCUAGUCCCAACCCUCAGGCUCACAACAUAGGAGACGCAACAUGAAAGGAGAAUGGACAGGAGGGGAGUAGGAAAAAUGGGCUCAGGCACUAAUUCUUAGUUACAGAGAUCUUGUGGUGAAUUGCAGGAAUGGAAAAAUUCACAGAGGAAGACAAAAUUUGCCAGUCUUACGAGAAGCCACUCUCACAUCCUGAUGCAAAGGCUGUUAAGGGGCGAAUUUACACUGUGAUUGCUGAUGGUAGCCACUGCCAUGUGCAAAAUUAAGCUUUGUGCAUGACGUUGAAGACACUUGAAAAAGUGACCUUGGCCAACAACAUUCAGCAGUUGGAUGGUCACUGAGUGCUGAUGUCUUGUGGGCUCAGUGGUCAUAUGCCUUGAAACGAACAGAAUUGAGGUGCGAUAGGAAUGGUGUCCCACUGAAUGGCUUCCAAGUUAACAUUGUUAGAAUCAUAGUCAAACCUGCAUUUUAAGUUGUUUUAUAGAUGUAUAUUCUAAGAUGUCUAUAUCUAAGUGAUUUAAUAGUGUCCUUUGGCUUUUACUAUAAAUUCAGUGUCAGUUUUUCUUGACUCUUUUUUACUACUUGGGUGUUCAAGAACAGAAUGUAGCUCUCAUCCUAACACAGGUUGGUGUUAAUGUUUUCAUACUUUGACCAACCCACGGUGAUACGCUUUAAGCUAUAGAUUUGUACUGUUCAUGAGAGCUCUUUCCCCUUUUGGUCAGACUUUCCUAUGAAUGUUCUUAAAUUCUUGGCUGUGGGUUCGCUUAGGUUGGACCCCUUCUCUCUCUUCAGAUUUAAAGCAAGCCCCCAAAGUAGCCAAGCAUAACAUUUUAUUCUAAUGCAAUACAUCUUUCCAAUAUUUGCCACCCCUUACAAGGUCUUUACAAUGUAUAAUCUUUGGCUGUGAUCCAGCGAGUCCUUUUAAUACACCCUCUUAGCAUUCCAUCACCCUCCGCAAUCUCUAAAGCAUGCCUUAAACUUCUCUGCAGUUUGUUAGUUGACUAGGCUCUGCUAGAUUUUUUUCUUUCUUAAACUCGCUGCACCACAGUUGUCAUGAGUGGAAUAAUCAGAUGCUUGGGAUUCCAUUGGGUGUAGGAAAGGAAGCAAGGAAGUGUAUUUGAUUAACAUUCUCAAGUAAGUUGAAUCUGUAAGCCUUCUCAAAGUCGGGUUUAUUUUGGCUGCAUGGGAAAACAUGAUUACAGUUGAGUAAUUACGUGAGAGUCAAAUGAAGUGAUAUUUGAAAAUGACGCAAGAAUGACCUACACUUGUGAAUUUGCUAGAGGAGGCAUGGUGGACACAUGGAUCGCAGAAGUGCUGCCAUUCCAAUUUCCAAGUUUAGAACAUGAAUCCCCAUUUCCUUUUUCUUCAUUCUCAUCUGGCUCUAAUCCAGUUCAAACCUUACCUUGCAUGAUGCUGCCCUUCCUCUUCCCUCCCCCUGUGAUUCUCUGAAAUUGCUAUGUUAACCAUCUUUAAGUAUCUUCAGUUCCAAGCACGGAUUUCCCAACCAUCUGCUACAUAUUUCCCCAUACCCAGGUCAAUAUCUUGCAUUGUUAAGAAAAUAACAUUUACAUUAGAAAUAUUAAUGUUUACAUUUCAAAGCACUGCGGUCUGCGCAGACAUCCCAAGCCAAUGUGUUCCCACCAUGUGCACAGUUGAUAUCUAUUUGCUUUUGCACUUUACCAGCCCCCUUGGAUGAAUGGGUCCUGGCUUUUGCCCCAAACCACACAACAAAGGAAAUUGCAUGUAAGUGAAGAAGUAAACACUUGUUAUAUCAGCCUAGUGAUACAGACUCAGUAGCUAGGAAAGCGCUCUUACAAAGGCAGAAGAGCAGCAACGAAAAAUUCAGUCCGACAGCAAAGGCCAAGGUUACUGGCAAGAGCUCCAAGACUUCAGGGGAGCUGCUAUGUUGUUUCAGUAAAUUUCCCCGCCUCUCUGCCAAGCUUUUAAGCAGGGAGAAGAGGCAGAUGAGUAAUGGAGUCCAUAGACAAUUACCGUAUUUUUCCGUGUAUUGGACGAGGUUUUUUGACUCAAAAAUUACGUCAAAAAACUGGGGUCGUCCAAUACACGGAUAGUGGCAUAGGGGGAGAAGCGGUGCGCCGCCAGCCAGCUCAUUGGUGAGAGCGCAAAUUCCCCCGAUGCCACUGCGCAUGGCGGGCGCUCCCUGGAUCGUUUCCCGCACAGCGGCAUCAGAGGAGGUUGUGCUCCCAGGAGCACAACUUGCCCCGAUGCCGCUGCAUGCGGGAAACGAUCUAAGGAGUGUUUCUUGCCCGCAGCUCAACAACUUUGGAUCACCUCCCCUCAUUUUACUAAAAUUGAGUCCCCCAAAAUGGGGGGGGUGUCCUUAUACAAGGUGAUGUCCUAUAGACAGAAAAAUACGGUAUUUCCAGGACUCUGAGGGCAAUGGUAGGAUCUGCAGAAGCUGGUUGGUUUGCCAGACACAUUCUAGUCCCUUCACAUUUUCUGUCAGGCCACCAGACACCCAAGUCAUUGCAUGUAAGGUUAUGUAUUGCACAAAAAGGCCAGCUGUUCAGCUGCCACAGCAUCGCUGACGUGCCUGAGCUCAUAAUGAUUCAGGAGGCACAUACAUGCGCAGUUAACAGUAGGUAAGCCCUCUCGCAUGGAAAAGGCAGUCUUUGGCUCCUUUCCCUUCUGCUAUUUCCUGCAGUUUGGUGAGCACAAAUAGGUCUUGCAGUUACAAAAUGAUACAAUUGUAUUCAUACAAUUUUCACUGUAUUCAUGCUGUUAACCCAGAAGUGGCUUCAGCUAACACCCCACCAAAGCCAGUGAAAUGCUCUUUGAGCCAGUCUUUGGCAUCUAAAUGCAAUGUCAGAUCUAAUAGCUCUGUCAGGCUGUGGGAAAUCCCAGAAAUUUAGUAAAUUGCACUUCCAGAGAACUCUGCCUCCAUCUUGUCUGGAUUGGGCAUCACUUUAUUACCUUUACUCUCUCUCGUUGCUGAUCCAAACACGUGUUUAGAAGAUGAGUAAAAAGGAAAAAGUAGAUAUUGGAAGCAUAUUGGUUGAAAUAAGCUUGCUGGAGACAUUGGACAGCAGCUGAUUUUUCCACAUUAUACUGAUUUGGACUAAUGUGCCAAAUCAGUAUAAGAUAACAUGUCCAUAUGUUCUUACGCCACAGGGUGUGUCCUCUUUCUUGCAUUCAUGGCCAGCAGUUAGUUGACCUUUGGUUAAAUGGGUUCCUAAAAAUAUACUAUGUCUCCACACAUAGUCCUGGAAAGAAUAAAUUAAAUAUUGGAUAGGAAGUUAAAAAUAUAUGUUUGAGUACGUAAUGAUCUGCUGUGAUUCUCUAAAUUGUGGGCCUUGCUUGUGCCUGGUUGUUGUUGUUUUUUAUUAUAGCUUGUGAACUUUUCAUCUAUAUCAGCUAACGUAUCCAUGGAAGUAGGUGGGUUUGCCGUCAGUUUGCCAGAUCUGUGACAGGCAAGAAUUAAACUUGUGCAGCUAUUACUGCUAGAGACAAUGUAUUAACAGCUGCAGACAUGUCAAAAUUCAAGGCACAGUCCCUUGUUGGGGAGCAAUGUUGUAGUGACAAGUCAGAUGUACAAGUCUGAGCACCUGAUUCCUUAGGAGAACAUUGGAAAUCUGGUGGGAACAGGUUGGAUGGGCAGGUACAGGAUAGAAGAUGGGCCUUGUUUGGCCCUCAAGUUUUGGUAGAGAAACAUUUAUAUAGGGUGGCCAAAAACAACUGGUGGGAACCCCACGUUUAGUUUGAGUACUUGUUAUUUAUAAACUCCAUUUUCAUAUCCGUACUUAAAAGAGUGGCCUAGUGAGUUCCGAUUAAAAUGUUUUUAUUUUUUACAUCAUAGUUUAUUUUAAGUUGUGUGUGUUGAGCCUUUUUCCUUAUAAACACUAUCAGGGAUAAUAUUUAUGGACAAUCAUUUGCUAUUACAGGCAUCAUUUAUUUAAAUUUUGACUCUGCAGAAGUGUUUUUGCAAGCCAGUGCUUCCUGUUUGCACGGUAGUAAGAUGGAACCGUAGCAUGACAUGGUCACUCUGGCCAAAUUUCUAAUUCCUGACCCAAUUGGUUUCAAAUAUGCAAACACGUCUACCUUGCAAUAAACUGUUUUUAAAGGGUUUUAGUUUUAGUAUCAUUUUACAUCAAUAUUUGUUCCACAUGGGGUGCAUUUUCCCAGAGGGAGGCUGCCUUUUUGGAGACUGUCACAAGGAAAAGUAAAACAAGCCUUGCAAAUUCUCUUGACUCCUUUUCCCCCCAACCUUAAAUAAGAGGUCAGGCUGAUGGUUUGAAAUUGGCUGCUACACUUAUACUUCCCACUACUAAACAAAUAGGAAGUGUCUACAGAGUCGGAAUUUGAAUAAUAAACUACCUCUCCCAUAGCAAGUAACAUUAAUAAAUAUUUUCUCAGGUCUUAGGGGAGGAAAUAGUGACAUUUUACUUAUUUGUUUUUUAUUAAAUUUCUAGCCUGCGCUUCCAAGGACCGCAAGCAAUACGAUUUACAAUUUAAGGCAAUGCAAUUUAAAAUAAAAAACAUUUAGAACAUCUAAAAACAUUUUAGAGCAAUCACGUAUCUUCAUAGUUGCUAAUUUCAAGGUUGCCAUGGUCAGUAGUAUCCCAUCCAACACCUGGCUAGAAAUAGAUGUUUUUUAUUUUCUCCUGAAAGUCAGCAAUGAAGGAGGCAGAAGCAGCUCACCAGGGAGGGCAUUCCACAAAUGGAAGCAAUCCCUAACCCAGUCCCUGGUCAAUGCCAACUGGGCAGCAGCUACAGGUAGCCCUACCAACUGGGCCUCCUAUACCCGGAGGUCUCAGGGCGGUUCACAGAAAAAAUCAGAAUAUAAAACCACAAAAUAUAUAAUAAAAAUAAAUACAACAACCCAGUAACCCCCCAACACACACAAAACCACAUUUUAAAAGGGCAUAAGAUGUCAUUCAAAGUAAGCCAAGGCCCAGUUAAAAAGGAACCUUUUUGCCUGGCACCUAAAGGUGUAUAAUGAAGGCGCCAGGUGAACCUCCCUGGGGAGAGCAUUUCACAGACGGGGAGCCACUGCAGAGAAGGCCUGUUCUCGUGUUGCCACGCUCUGGACCUCUUGCUUGCAUUUAUAGCUGAUUGUCAGUCUGGGAAACUUUGCUGUACUACUAGCUCUCCACCCCUCACAUCAUUGUAGCGUAAAUCCCUCUCUUCUGUCCUUGUUAGCAAAUGACCCAAUAACUCUACAGUGGUACCUUGGGUUACAGACACUUCAGGUUACAGACUCCACUAACCCAGAAAUGGUACCUUGGGUUAAGAACUUUGCUUCAAGAUGAGAAAAUUGUGCUGCAGCGGCACGGUGGCAGCAGGAGGCCCCAUUAGCUAAAGUGGUCCUUCAGGUUAAGAACAGUUUCAGGUUAAGAACGGACCUCCAGAACGAAUUAAGUUCUUAACCCGAGGUAGGAAAGGUAAAGGGACCAUUACAUCCAGUCGUGGCCAACUAUGGGGUUGCGGCGCUCAUCUCACUUUAUUGGUCGAGGGAGCUUCCAUGUCAUGUGGCCAGCAUGAUUAAGCUGCUUCUGGCGAACCAGAGCAGCGCACUGAAACGCCGUUUACCUUCCCACCGGAGCAGUACCUGUUUAUCUACUUGCACAUUGAUGUGCUUUCGAACUGCUAGGUUGGCAGGAACAGGGACCAAGCAACGGGAGCUCACCCCGGCGCGGGGAUUCAAACCGCCGACCUUCUGAUCGGCAAGUCCUAGGCUCCGUGGAGCCCUGUAUUAAAAAACCCACAGAGCCCUGUAUUAAAAAAAGAAGGUGUCAUUUUCAAAGUGGCAUUUUUACUUCAUUGGAUAUUUCAUUGUGGUCAUAUGAUAAAUAGGAAGUCGGUUGACAUAUUUGACUAUCAGUUAACUGAUGUACCAGUUUUCUGAAAGCUGCUUGCUUCUGCCCACAGAGGCCUUCCCUAUCUUCCCGGGGAAAGGGAGAGAGGGGGUCAAAUGGGCUCCUUGUUCUGCUUCUUCCUGCAGAAUUCGCACCAGCAGCUCUCCAGGCAAGUAAAUAGAAAUACGGAGUAAGCUGAAAGGGCUACUUUAAAAUGUGUUUCAGGUUCCUUUCUAGUGUUGAGUCUGUGAGGUAGGCUUCAAAAAACACCAUCAUAUCCAAAUCAGCUUUGAUCAUGGUGGAAUUAAAUUAGAUACACCAUUCGCACAUUGCCACAUAGCAGCUUUUCACUGAGUUGGAUCCAAACUUACAUUUUUGUGAAUGGAAGAGCUUCCAUCUGUGCACUUUUGAUCCAGCAGAGGUCUCCUAUUAAUGGAAGGGGAGGGAGAGGCAGUAUUUACCAAUCCUCCCUACCUCAAGGGUGUGAGGCACUAUAGGAGAAAUUGGCAUGUCACCUCCGUUCAUCCAUCAGUGAGGACAAAGUCUAGAUCUGGUGGUGUUCUCUGGUUAGAAUUUAGUGUUCUUAUACAGUUGUACCUUGAAAGCCAAACACAAUCCGUUCCAGAAGUCCAUUUGACUUCCAAAACAUUCAGUAACCAAGGCUCAGCUUCUGAUUGGCUGCAGGAGCUUCCUGCAGCCAAUCGGAAACUGCGCCGGAUGUUCGGCUUCCAAAAAAGUUCAAAAACCGGAACACUCACUUUCGGCUUUCGAUUGUUCGGGAGCCGAAAUGUUAAGCAACUAAGCCAUUCGAGAUCCAAGGUACGACUACCACAUUUCAGGUUCUCAAAGCGAUUGACAUGACCUCAACUAUGGCACCAUUGUAAGAGAGGCUAGUGUUGCUAUUUUUGGUUAUUAAACAUACUUUAAAUAACUUGGGUAGGCUAGCAUUCUAUUUUUAACUUUGGGGUGUGGUGAUUUCUGUCUUAUUUAUAUGGGUUGCUUUUUUUAAGGCGUUAACCCUGUCUUUGUGCUUCAUUUUGGUUUUUUUACCUAUUUAUUGCAUGCUGACCUCAUGUUGUAGGACAUCAUGGAAGUGCUGUAGGAAUUUAUAGGGUUGCCUAGAAAUGUUUGAUCUAAGAUAAAAUUUGGGUCUUCUUGACUGUCAAUGCCCAUUUAGCCCAUUCACUGCACCAGAAAACAGUCUAUUUCUCUGUGAAAUGGAAUUUGAAAGAGUGUUUUACCGAAGAAUGAGUCAGGUUUGCAUUAACAUCAUCUUAAAUUAAAACAUUCAUGUGGUUAACUGAAGGAAGUCUUGUUCUGUAGAAGGCUUAGAAGAAAGUACAGGUGUUUUGUGGUAGUGUGAGUACAUAAAUGAACAUGUAACACAAAUAAGCUGUCUUCACCUAUAGCCAAGCCUAGGUCUAAGAAAAUUAAACAUGACUGCAUAGGAAUGUCCUGGCUAUUUCAUGGCUUGUUUCUUUUCAGAACUCAGACAUGUUUUGAGACUUGGUUUGUUCCUCAACUGGCUGGCUGUUUUUGGAAGCAGUUUUGACUUUUAACAGAAAAACUGAAUUCAGUCUUUUGUUAAGCAAGGGAGCUAACUAUGCUCAAAGCUGUUUGUAAACUUUUGAGUGUUUAUUCAAAAUAUGCUAUUGAUGGUUGUUGUUUUUUACAACGCAUUUUCUUUCCCCCCCCCAAAAAAAAAACAGGUUGUGAAGAUGAGAAAAGAAGUGAGGAAGGUCAGAGUGCUGACAAUUCGCAAACUAACUAGACAUAUUGCAAAACUGAAGGCAAAAAAGUAAGCUUAACAAUUAUUCUUUUUAUGGUUUUCUGCAGUCCCAGGGCAACUGGUAGUAGGAGCUAAGGGCUCUUUCUAGCAGGAAAGUGGGAAGCAAGCCUCCUGCCCCUGCCCCUCUCUGGCCAAAAAAUAUCCCUCUUGCCAUGAUGACGUAUUUCUUCCUGCAGCCUCCCCAGUAGUCCCAAGUCUUCACAUUCUUUCAUUUUCUAUAAUGUGUUUUGGAGUUUCCAGGUCACUUUGGUAGCUAAGCCAAUGCACUGUCCAAGCCUGGAAUCAAGGUUAAGGAAUCUCCUCCUUAACGAGGGGCAUAGUGUGGGGAGGGCCAGGGCGGCGGUGGCCCUGGGCACAGAUUUUUGAAGGGGCACAACGAGGGGGCGCAGCCAGGGGUCCUCAUCAAGUUCGGAGCAGUGAGAAGGCAAGCCAAGCUGCACCUGGUCCAGGCCUUGCGGGCUGGGGCAGCAGUGCCUCCUCCUCCUCCUCGUGGCUGGUGAAGGGCCACCCAUGUGUGCCCUGAGCCGGCCGAGAGGGAGGAAGGGGGAGGGCACCACCACCAAGGAGAGAGCCAUCUCCUCCUUUGCCAACAGGGCACCUCAGCCCUCAGGUCUGUCCUCAAAUGGCAGCUUUGAACCUCUUUCUUCCUCCCCUCCCCUUGCUUCACCUCACUUGCUGCCGACUCAGACCGCCGUGGCUCAGUUGGCGGUGAGGGCUUGGGCUGGCAUGGCUGCCCCUCUCUCCCUCACACACACACACACACCCCGGGUGCCAGCAGCCUAUGCUACACCACUGUCCUGUAGCCAAGCUAAGUCAGACCUUGAAUUAGCUGCCAUUCUGCACUCAUAUGAUGUGCAAACCAUUCCACUAUGCUCCCAGUGCAACUUUUGCAUUUCCUAACCGUGGAUAAGAGAUUGCAAAAAAGAAAGGGGGGGGGGGAGAACUGCACUAGGCCUUGGUAACUAUUACCAUGAAUUAUUUUACAGUGAAUAAUAACGGAACAUAACAUAUGUAGUAUUGCAAUAUUAUUUAAAUACCUUCCUCUUUCAGGGGCACGGAAGAUGCAGUAUUGAAAAACCAUAAACGUGCAGAGAGGUUACUGGAAGAAAUUCAUGCCAUGAAGGUAACGCUAUGCAGAUGCCUUUGAAUAUCUAGUCUACAAACUGCUUAAAUUACAAACAUCUGUACAGGUCUUUUUUAAAAAAAAAAAUCCACUUCAAAUAAAUUUGUUUCAGAUUUUGUAUGGACUAGUUUUGGCUGUAAAUAGAACAUAUGGGAGAGCAACAGACCACAAACGUGGUGGGAGACUAUUUUUAAAUUUAUAUUUUACUUUUUAUUGGUGUAACUGUCAAGGUGCUAGACUAAUUUGACUUGUACGUGUUGCCAAGCUAAACUAGCAUUUGUUUCCAACAGACCAGUGUGCCUCAAUUUUUAAUUCCUGAACUGAAUGAUGACUGUUAAGUGCCUCUGCUGCUCAGAAAUGCGAUGGACAUUUUGGUGGUUGACAUCAUAGUUUCUAGUCUUCCCACUUGCCAGCUCCUUACAUUUUUCUGCAAUGCUGUCACUGCUCUAAUGUGCAAAGCAGUAACUGACAAAAUGGAUUGAAACCAAAGUAUUUUUUCUCUUCUGAAGCCAGGGUAUUCAUUAGCAUUUGCAAGGCUCUUUUACUUCUCUUACACUGACAUGCUGAGCCAGUAAAUGUCUGGCAGGCUCUUGAAUAACAGAUCUUUUUUGUAGCAAUGAAUAGCUUAAUUACAGUCUCUUUUCUUUGUACAAUAUUUAUAAUUUUAAACGUCAAAGUGCAAGACUGGUCUUUCCAAUUAGCCAUAAGAUUAAGCUGCAGGAAUGCUGUUUUGCCCUGCUAAUGAAUGCAUAGUUUACUGUUCUAAACAGGUGAGCUAUAGUAAUUUUACACAAUAUGCUGGUUCUUGGAAGUAUUUAAGAACUCAUUAUUAAUGAAAAGUAGAUUAAACAGCUUCCACUUUGGUGCCUAUAGAAUUGCCUUAAAAUGUAUACAACAGUUUUCAAAGCACAUAGCAAAUGCACUGGUCUUUGUGAUCGCCAAAGAAGAAGAAGAUAACUUUAAAAGAGGGGAAAUAAGGAAAUGUUAUUUUAAGUCUCUCUGAGACAGGCUACAGCCAAAAAAACAAAAUAAUAGCAGAACUGGGUUGGAUCCAGAAUUUUGCUUAGCAGAGUUUCACUGGCACUGGAAGGAAGAAGUGAUUUUAGUUUAUUUGUCCUUUUCUCCGACAACCCCUACACCUCCUGAAAACUGCUCCAUAGGGUUGGAGACCUGCAGGAGCUCUAGAGACAGCAUGGCAAAAGGGGAAGUCAGUGGAAAUCCUUUUCCAUUCCUCUGGACAGAACCAGAACCCAAUGCCUUCUAUGAAUGAACUCUUCCAUUGAAGAAAUAGCCAUUCUGGAUCCAGCCCUUUGUCUUUUAGCUAUCUUGCCCUUUCUUCAUUCCAUCAAAAAUGAAGGCUUUUAGUAUCUGUGGAAUUGCAGGGCACAGCUAUGUUUUUGGACAAGCAAACGGACUUGCAUUACAGAAACUUGAUGGUGUGAUUCAGAUAUCCAGUUCCCUGCAGAAACCAGAAAUACUGAUUACCUGUACCAUUAAUACAGUGGUACCGCGGGUUAAGUACUUAAUUCGUUCCGGAGGUCCGUUCUUAACCUGAAACUGUUCUUAACCUGAAGCACCACUUUAGCUAAUGGGGCCUCCUGCUGCUGCCGCGCCACUGGAGCACGAUUUCUGUUCUCAUCCUGAAGCAAAGUUCUUAACCUGAAGCACUCUUUCUGGGUUAGCGGAGUCUGUAACCUGAAGCGUAUGUAACCUGAAGCGUAUGUAGCCCGAGGUACCACUGAAUUGGAAUUUCGGCAUGUUGCUGUCCUUGAAAUGGGUCAAGCCUUUGAAACUUUGAAGCACUCCUAAAGUGAACCGUUGCAAGCUUGCAUUUGGAGCACUUGCAGAAUUCUUAGAGGACACACACAAAGCAGCCCUUGCCAAUAUUGUCAACCUCCUUUCCCUGCUCCAAGGUCUGGAAACUUUCCUUGGCGAAAGGGGGGAAAGUGGCUGAGGCAUUGAGUGCGCCUUGGGCUCCUCAGGUUGUCUUCUCCUGCUGUUGAUGGGACUGAGACUACCAGACCCAAAGUGCCCUAAAAGGCUUCUUUGUUUGUGGAAAUUAUGUGUAAAGGUUGUUUCCUACCAGUAUUCUUGGACUUGGAGUCCAGUAUCAUCUCUGGCAGGAAAACACUCUCUGCCGUGGCCUGUGAAGCAUCCAGUUCUGCUGUCGUCUUCUUGUGCCUUCUUGUGCCUAUAGUGCAUUUCAGAGUUUGGGGGCAGUUCACGGGAUUGAAGGGAUUGCUUGCUUCGAUCCUGGUUGCAAACAUUCAAGCAGAGGCGCUCACAUUUUACAAUGAACUUUGCCCGAAAGCUUCUAUAACUCCUACUGUCAAGCUCAGGCAUAGGCAAACUCGGGCCCUCCAGAUGUUUGGGACUACAGUUCCCAUCAUCCUUGACCACUAGUCCUGUUAGCUAGGGAUGAUGGGAAUUGUAGUCCCAAACAUCUGGAGGGCCCGAGUUUGCCUAUGCCUGGUCAAGCUUUUCUCUAGGUGUUUCUCUAGAUGUUUGUACCUCUUUCAUAUGUAAACAUGAAGUUUCUUUGCGAAACAGAUUUCGAAAUGGAUUCAGGGGCAAAAACAGCUUCAGCUUGGAAAAAAAACCAUUUCUAUUUUGCAACGUAACUUGCAUUAUAUAAAAUUUGAAAUACAGACCGCUGUUUGUCGAGCACUCUUAAUCUCAUGUCAUGUUGGGCUGUGAGUUUACCUGUUUUUUUUUUUUAUUUUAAUGUAAAAUACUUUUUGGGGUUAAAACAUUCUGCUAGGUGCUAACAGUUAUAUAUGAAGAAUUGUUCAGUAGUCACUGUAUAUGGUACCCGAUAAGAUUUAGGCACUUGCGCUUGAAAAAUGAAUACCAGCCAGAGGAUGGUAUGUAUUUGAUGGAACUUGAGAAGUCCUGUCACUAACUGUUAAAAAGAUUAAAGUUUUUCUCUAUGGCAGGUUUGUUCUUAUGACAUCAGUGUGGUCUGGUCCAAGGGGCUUUCCCCCUUGAUAUUUGCACUUUAUAUUUAUUAAAAGAGGACUAAUAGGCAUAUGUAGUAAUCAGAUGAUUCAGAAAUCCCAAACAUUCCAAACUCAAAAGCUAGAAAUAUCCUCUUUGCAGGCAAACAACAUUGGUUAAAAAUUCUAGCUACGUGGAUGAAAAAACUGGGUUAAUUGUUUGCAGGAGUUCUUGAAGCUAUUGGAACAGAAAACUGUUUUUAGAUUCUUCAGGCUUCAUUUUGCCAGAACUGUAUAAAACAUUUAUUUUAAAAUACAGGAAAGAGACAAAGAACGCUAUGAACCUUGCUAGUUCUUCCUCUGUACGUGAUUUAUUUUAUGGAUGUCCAAACUGGACAUAUAAGAUGUAUUUGUAGAAAAAGAGGGUGGAUUACAAUAAUACUAUUAUUUGGCCUUCAUUGAUUCAAUUUAUCCUAUUUCACAAAAUAUUUAUAUCACAUGACAUGUUACAAGUUUUUAUGUAAACCCAUGUCACUGUUCUGAAAUGAGCAUUCUGGGCCAGUGUAACAGAGCUGAGGUGAUGCCCAGCUAAUCCCUACUCACGGUAGACCCAUUGAAAUCAGUGGACUUAUGUUACUUAAGUUCAUUGAUUUCCAUGGAUCUGCUGAUAUUGUGUAUUUGUUGAAUGUUGCCUAUGAUCCGCAAACCCUAAUUAAGAAAUUGGGAACUUGCCAUAAGAUUCCAUGGUCCUGGCAAGGAACAAAUUCCCUCUUCCUGCCUUAACAGCAGUUAAGGUGCACAUCAGUAUCAACACAGCUGACCAUUAAAGCUAAAGAAAUUUCAAGAAUAAUCUGCCUCCUAUGGUUCAAAGUUAGGUAUGAAUUUGUCUGCAAAUACAGUGGUACCUUGGUUCUCAAACACCUUGAUACUCAAACAACUUGGAACCCAAACACUGCAAACCCGGAAGUAAGUGUUCCAGUUUAUGAACUUUUUUCUGGAAGCUGAACGUGCUCUGUUUUGAUUAAUCUUCCGUUUUGAGUGACACAUCUGUCGGUUUUGAGUGCCACACUUCCAUUUUGAGUGUUACGCUGAGGUCUAUCUGGUUUUGCUAUUUAUUUUGCAUUUUUGUUUUUGCUGCUUUUUUGUGACUGUGUGGAACCCAGUUCAGCUACUGAUUGAUUGUGUGGCUGCAGUACAUUGUUCAUUGCUUUCAUUUUAUGCAUCGGUGGUCUCGUUAGAUAGUAAAAUUCAUGUUAAAUUGCUGUUUUAGGGGUUGUUUCUAAAAGUCAAGAAUGGAUUAAUCCUUUUGCAUUACUUUCUAUGGGAAAGCGCUCCUUGGUUUUGGAAUGGACUUCCAGAACGGAUUAAGUUUGAGAACCAAGGUACCACUGUAUGGACCUUAUAGAUAUAAACAGUUUUCUAGAUAAAUUUGUAUAUUUGUUUGUGUAUUAGCAAUAGUUCUUUGGAAUUGUUUGAGUGUAUUUCUUCAAAGUGUGGUGGCAAAUGACAGCGCAUUGAUCAAGUUGCCAUGUUCAUUAGCUACACCUUGGAUAAUAGUUUUCCUUUCGCCACAGAGGAAGUGGGGAAAUCCUUCAACAGGAAGGAAAUGGGACUGAGCUGUUAUGGCCAGCUCUGAACAGCAGGGUAAAGGUAAAGGACCCUGACAGUUAAGUUUAGUCACAAACGACUCUGGGUUGCGGCACUCAUCUCGCUUUCAGGCCAAGGGAGCCGACGUUUGUCCGCUCUGCAGACAGUAUUUCCAGGUCACAUGGCCAGCAUGACUAAGCCGCUUCUGGCGCAACGGAACACUGAAACCAGAGCAGCGCAUGGAAACGCUGUUUACCUUUCCGCCUAUUUAUCUACAUGCAAUUUUUGGUGUGCUUUCGAACUGCUAGGUUGGCAGGAGCUGAGUCAGUUCGUUAUCAUUAAUUUCUGAAAUAAUCGCCACGCAUCAUUUAACAAAACUGGAUAUAUCUUCUCGCAUACUCUUUCAUCCAUAAGGGAAUCUUCCAUAAGGGAAUCAAGUGUUUAGGAAUCAGCUGCCACACAGGUGUAGUAAGUUAAGUUGAAAUGCUAUCAGUCAGAGUGCUAUUUGAGGAUGUCAAGUACAAACUCUUAAGAAUAAUACGAUGACUGUUUGGGGAUAGUACCUGAAGAAAAAUACCCAAAGAGGCAAGGCCAACCUUGGCGUUUAAUCGAGGUGUGAUCACUCCUUGUUCUGUUCGUUGUCUCCACUCUCAUCGAUUUACUGCCUCCAGGACUGCCUUCCCCCACUAGCAACCUGUUAAUCUUAAAAAGGAGGCAUUGUACGUAUUCAGGAAACAAAGUACUGCCUUGCUUUCACAAUACAGUGGUACCUUAGUUCUUGAACUUAAUCCAUUCCGGGAGCCCAUUUGACUCCCGAAACGGUUUCAAAAACCAAGGCAUGGCUUCCUUCACUCAAUCGGAAGCCAUAUCGGACAUUCGGCUUUCGAAAAAUGUUCACAUAUCAGAACACUCACUUCUGGGUUUGCGCGUUGGGGAGCCAAGCUGUAUAGUUUCCUUGCAACUCCCUUGCCUGCUUUAGAAUGGCUGCAGUUCUACAUGUAUGCAUGUUCACUUUUUGUGCCUAUAAUGUGAUACAUGCAAGACAAAGAAAGAUAUGGAAGAGAGUUGCAUUUUUAAAAAAUGUUUCUGGAAUGAGUUGCAAGCUUGGGGGGUGUAUUUGCGUGCUUCUCUCCUCCCAGCGAGAUACAUACGUUCCUGGCAUGAAGGCGCUUCCUUCUGUGUGUGAAGUUGCCACAAGUUGCCUUUUUUCUAUAUGUGAGCUGCUGUAGCAGGAUGGCAAAUUAUAAGCAGAUUAGAAUGGCUAUGGCAGCUUGAACUUUUGCUUUGUGCAAGGAAGAGUAUUAAUAUCACACAAGAGAAGAACAAAUGGCUUCAAGAUGAAAUUUUUAUGCGCCGCAUGGUCCCUUCUGAAGUCAGUUCAGGGAGCAGGGUCAUAAAUAAUGUUUGUUUUUCUUAAUUAUUGGAUAAUGACAGCCAAUACAAUCCAAAACAGCUUAAUGGCUUGCCUUGUGACCAAAAUGGAAUUUUAAAAAUCUGCUCUGUGUUCCGACUGCUUUUGCUGCUUUUCUCUUCUCUCUGCUUGAAUCUCAAACAUUUUAAAAGUUAUUGCAGUUGUUUUUCAAUGCCUGUGCCAUGUUGGUAAAUAUGAUUGCAAGAAAAUGGCUUCAUUUAUUGUUUGUGUGUGUGUGUGUACUUCUUGAACUUCAAUUCUAAAUUUGCUAACAAAUGGAGUUUAGAGUUUUCCUGAAGAAUUUAUAAAGCAAAAAAGGAGACAGAACUAUGUACUUCCUGUGAAUUUACAGCUGGCUUUUCAAGCGAAGGAUUUUUUCUACUUUACUUUUACAAAGUGGCAUGAAUAUUUCAUGGAAUGUACUUGUAAGAGCAGUGGCUAGCUAAAUUACAGUUAUACCUAUGCCAGUGAAAUACCAUAACAUCUAAAUUUUAGGACUUCCAACUGUAAUACCAUUUUCUGCCAGAAAGGGUUUUAGUGGACUGUUCAAGUUCUAGGUCAUAAUGAGUAUGGAUUGGCUUUACCUGCAGCCAAUUGGAAGCCGCAGAUGUCCUGUUGGACAUUCGGGUUCCAAAGAACGUUCGCAAACCAGAACACUCACUUCCAGGUUUGCAGCAUUUGGGGCCCAAAAUGUCUGAGUACCAAGGCGUUCAGGAUCCAAGGUACAACUGUAUUUGAAAAUUAAAGAGAAAACUGCUUAUGAUGAUAGUUACUACCUAAGUACAUGCCCACAUAUCAAAACUAGGAAAGCCUAUUCUUGCUUUAAUCCUGAUAUUGUUUAUAAUUGAAAUUUGAUGUUGACUUUGGGGAAGGUGAUGUGGAACACAAUUCAAGUAAAAAUUAGAGGAUGCUAUCCCAAGCGAAUGCUGACAUACACAACUGAAGAAUUGCUAAGGAAAUGGAAUGUUCAAACAUUGCAAUUUUGGUUUUUGUGAUGGCCCCACUGAAUGAUGCUAUGACCCAGCUUUUUCCUUUUGUCCAACUUGGUUUUUGUAGCAUCGAUAACCAAAAUACUUUCUGCAGUAGCUUGCAAAGAGCAGUUUGGAGAGCGACUGCUUUUUAAAUCACCACAAAAUUACAGUCUUGCAAACGAAUGUUUUCAUCCUAGAGGAAAGACGGUUAAUUAUAUUUCCUAUAUGUGACUACUGACUUGAAUGGGAACCAUGGGGCUGAAACCGUUCCUCUAGUUACACUGUCCAAAAUGCUCAUAUCAUAGUUUCCAGUUUAAACUUUAAGCUGAAGUCAUUGCUUCCAUUUUGUCUUGGAAGCCUUUUAAAAUCAUGAAAAUAAGUUUAGGAACAUGUCACUGCAUUUGAAAAGUUAACUGUGCCAACACUUUUGUACUUAUCUGAAUCAUAUCUCACUGAUUUCGUUGGUGCUUUUCCCAAAUUCAACAACUACAUCAAUGACAUUUUAUUACAGUCAUAGACCAGCAUAAGGAAAGAGGGGUACAAUCAUUUAAAAUCAUAUAAAAUCUAAAAAACAAAACAACACUGAAAGGAGUUAAAACAGAAUAUAUAUAUAAAAGUCCAAAAGAAGCUGAGAAAAGUCUAAAAGAAGGGUUAAGAACAUCAGACAAGAGUCAAAGAGUGCAAAAGGCUAGUAUAUAUAAGACCACAGAUAUCAGUCUACAGAGCACUCCAAGUAAGUAUUCACAGAAUUACAGUCUUAAAUCUAUAUGUGAGCCAGUAGAGUUUAGUUUAAAAGGAAGCAUUAUCCAAAGGGGUUAUUUUAGGGAUUCUAAGGGCAUAUGCAUGCCCAAGGCCUUUUUAAAAAUAAAUGAAUGUGGUUUUUUGUAUAAUUUUAACAACAUACCUUUGUUUAACAACUGCAUUAGUUGUUGGUUUUGAAGAAAGACUAGUUCAACUCUGAAGGUUGCAGGCAAGUAAGACUCACUGAAAUGAAUGAACCAAAGAUAGUCAUUAAUUUCAGUGGGGCUACUCUGAGUAACAUUGAAUACAACCUCCAGUUUUUUUUAAAGGAAUUGUGUUUAUUUGGAUUCUUGUCAUUAUUUGGAAUGGUAUUGUGGCUGAAUUUGAGUGAGUGGGGAUUCUUAGCAGCAGGAGAUAAAUUUGUGUCGAUUUAGUACAUUGAAAUAAUGCCGUUGUUAUUGGUAAAAAUACCAGUGCAUGAGUUUACUUCAAGAUUGAAUUUCGUCUUAAAUUUUAUGUACUUGUAGACUAUUUUAUCUUUUAUGAAACUGAUAAAUAACAGCUCUGGUCAACAGAGCAAAGUGUUUUAGCAGCCUGCCUACAUCUGUCUACUUUGUGUGUAAAUAUAUUUGUGGGUUUCUUUUCUUUACACCUGUAGACUAAGAUUUCCCUGGGCCAUAGGGUUGCAUUCCUUACCACAGGAAUUGGAAAACUCAGCCCGGCAGCCCUAACUAGGCUCAUCAUAGGCCCCAUUUGGUCUGCGAGGUAGUUUUCCCCAAACCUCUCCCCCCCUGCCCUAUACUUAAUGUCCUUUAUGAUAUCAUCUGCGGGACAGGUAGUGACACAACUGCCAAGGAGCAGUCAGUAGCCUUAAGGUGCCCUUCACAAGGCUGCCAAUCCGCCUGUCAAGAACUCUGAAGCAUAGCUAGCCCCUGCCAAAAGUGAGGCUUGAAGUCAUUGCCAGUCAGCUGUAAGGUACUGAAUUUAACCUGGCUAGGAUGGUUGUACCGUGGAGUUCCCGAUGGAGAACUCAAUAUCCCAGCUGCCCCUGUUGAAAACACGGCUUGAGGUCCUCUGCCAUCAGCUGAUCGGCACUGACUUCAACCCCUAGGGGUUGGUUCUGUGCUCCUUGAAUUCCAGCCACAAAGGAAAGAUUGUGAUGUCGGGGGAUGGGCAAGUGGGCAUCCCUUCUGGGCAUGGGAACCCUGGAUCUAGCCCACCAGCUAGAAAAGGCCCCGCCAUGCCUUAUGCAUUUUGUCACUACUUGUCUAAGCUGGUCAUUCUCAUUUUACAGAGAAGUUUGGAAAUGUAACCAGAGAGAUUGUGACUUGGUUCAGCCGGCUCUGUUGGGAGUUGUGAUUUUAGGCCAGGUCCACUUCACAACUUUAUCAGUUACACGCUAUUUCUGUGCCAUCACACAAGAUGCACGCUCAAUGCUUCUUUGUUAGCAUUAAAUAUGAACUUGGAGAUACAGUCGUACCUUAGAAGUCGAAUGGAAUCCGUUCCGGAAGUUUGCAAUGGAUGUUUGGGUUCCAAAGAAGGUUCGCAAGCCAGAAGAAUCACUUCCAGGUUUGCGGCGUUCAGGACCCAAAACGUUUGACUCACAAGUUGUUUGAGAUCCAAGGUACAACUGUAGUGGGUAUCAAGUUCAAAUUAACUGAUGAUUCUUCCUUUAGUUUAGAUGGAGGUGGUGUUGGAACUCCUUGUGGGUGAAGUAUAUUGUAAAGCUAGUAAGUGGGUGAGUGUGUUUUGCCUCCAAAGUCAUGAGGAUGUUUUUCCCCAGUUGGCACCAAAACUUCAAAUGACAUUUCCAUCUGCAAAACCUGAUGUGAAUUUGACCACAGUAGCUAUCAGAUGGCUGGAACUUUCAUCACCUGGCUAUGACCAAAAGGGGAAAAAAUCCCCUUGCUAUUUUAAAUUUGCAAUUCCAGAUGUGAUGUGUUACUUGCAUUUCUUACCAACAACCAGACAAUAAACAACAAGUUUUAAAAUAGAAUACUGGAAUGAAAGUCACAAACUGAAUUAGCCUAAGCCAGUCUCCAUAUUGUAGCAUAUUGUGGAAGAAUUAAGAACAUUUUAAAUGAUGCUCGUUGAACUGCCUGUUCAAUCCACUGCUCAAUCCAUUACUUGAAUUGUGGCUUGUAUGGAGUUGCCAAGAUACAGAAGUACAUCAGAGUACCAUAGGAGACAACUCCCAGGGGCUGUGGGGGCUUUGACCCCCACAAUUAAAUAUUGGGGGGGCGGACCCCCACAAAGUUGAUGGGCAUUCCCAUUCAAAUGGUGUGUGUGCACUGUAUCAUGUGAUCGAUUAUGCAGGGUGGGGCUUACCUGCCCCCCCUAUAUUUUAUUCAGGUUGGCACCCCUGCAUUGUAGAGAACAUCACUAAAUAAUGUAAUGCCUUAUGUCGGUUAGAAAUCAUUUACAUUUCCAGGGUGACCCGAAGUGGAAGCUGUGUGCAUUGUUUUUUCUAAAUCUAGAUGAUUCAAAUGCAGAUUCUAAUUUUGAAUUUCAUAUCCAGUGGUACCUUGGUUCUCGAAUGUAAUUUGUUCCAGAAGUCCAUUUGACUUCUGAAAUGUUCGCAAACCAAGGCGCUGCUUCUGAUUGGUGCCAGCACCCAGGAAACAAUAGCCAACAGAUCGGAUGUUCAGCUGCCGAAAAACAUUCGGAAACCGGAACUUUUACUUCCGGGUUUUUGGUGUGUGGGAGCCGAAAUGUUCAAGCACCAAGGCAUUCAAGAACCAAGGUUCCACUGUAUUUUCUAAAUAAGCAUGCAUACUACCUGAUAAACCAGCUGCUGUUACUCUGUAUUGUAACUCUACCUCAUAACUGUACAUUGUAUCUCUACCUAGUGUAGCCAUUUACACAUCGCCACAAAAAAAAGGGGGGAAUUGCAACAAAAUAAGGGUAUUGUUGCCAACGUGCUCCGAAAGAAAACUGUACAGGAGGUGGAGAACUGUAAAUGCCGAGUGGUUGAAAUUUGGGGAUAUUGUUUACUGCACUAUGCAGCUGGCGUUAUCCUAGAAGGGCUGUGUUAUAGGUCAACUUGUGUGCAUGUGGUGGAUUUGUUUUAUUUUAUUAACAUACAAAAUCGAGCCUAAAACAAAACCAUCACAGAAAAUAGAUAUGAAAUAUCAAAGCAGAAACAAGAAGGAGGCCAGAGACAUCAGUAAUGCCUUCCAGAUUUUUUGUAUAAUAGGAAUUACAACGAGUCUAUAUAUUAAAAAAAAUUCAAACACCAUUAACAUAGAUAUCUCUUAUUUUUCAAGGGGGAUGAGCUGAAUUUCCAGUUAGAUUUUAAUCUAAAUUAGAUUUUAAUCCUGUUUUGCCAAAAAGGGGAAAUGAAAGCCUUUAGCUAACUCUAUUUCUCUCUCUUUUCCCCCCACAGGAGAUAAAGCUUGACCACGUUACCAAAUUAGCACUCGAAAGAGAAAUUAAUUUUGAGAUUGUUUGCAAAAAGGUAGGAUUCUUUGUACAUAUGUGUUAAGUCAUCAUGUAAACAUGCUUGCGGGAAGGAACCCAUUUUCGACCUGAGCAAAUAUAUUUAGAGUAGUACCUCGUGUUACAUACUUAAUCCGUUCUGGAGGUCCGUUCAUAACCGGAAACCGCUUGUAACAUACGGCGCGCUUUCGCUAAUGACGCCUCCCGCUGCUGCCGGGCCUCCAGAGCGCGACUUCCACUCGCAUCCCGGGGCAAAGUUCGCAACAAGGGGCAUCUACUUCCAGGUUAGCGGAGCGCAUAACCCGAAGCUUUGGUACGGGGGACGGUACGUAACACAAGGUAUCACUGUACAGCCAUCCCAAAGGUUUGUCACAGGGUUUCAUGUUAUGUUGGUGCUGAUGGCAUAUGUCACUGUAGAUCCUUCAGAACACUUUUCUAACAUUCUGACUUUUCAACAACAAAGGUAUGUGCAGAUGCCUGCUUUGGUCAUGAUGGAUGCCUUGAUGAGAUUUCUGCUCUCAGUUGCAAAUGUCUCUGUCCUUCGUUUUUUUCUGUGCACUGCAAGUUUAGAAGAAAAAAAACUCAAUACAUAUCUCAUAGAGAUACUUUACAGGUGUCUAUUUAGAUUGUCAGCACUUUUACUUUUGAGGUGGGAGGUGGGGAUAGAGCUGGGGAUGUUUUUGUAAGUACCUCACAGCUGAUCUGCAUUAUCCUAUUUUAUUUGUAAACUAGCAUUAUCGCUACAGAUGCCAAAAUAAAUUGUAUUUCAAAUCUCAUCUCUGGUUCAGUUGAUUACAUAGGUUUUAGGUGCAAUUGUCUAUCCAAGAAAGAGGGCAAAAGUUGCUGGCUGGCAUUUUGAGAUACAUUUUGCAGAUUUUACAUUGGGAGACAUUCAACCCUGUCAGACACUUUGCACAAUGGACUUCUGUUCAGACAAUUGGGGUUCUCUGUUCUCCCUGAAGCCCUUCAUAUGUCCCCAAAAUCUGCUGCAGAGGCUUGGGAGAAAUCCCAUUUGUUCCUUUGGAAAAGAAGUCCUGUCAUGUUAGCUGGUGCGACAUUGAAUCUUGCUCAUUUAUUUUUUCAGGGAUUGUUUUUUCCAGGGGAAAAAAGGCUGCAAGUUCAUUAUAUGCAAUGAAAACCUUUGUGUUACAGGUUUUUCAUUGCUUGAAAUGGUCAGCAUUUGUUUUAAAAAUCAUAUAUUUCCUAUGGUCAAUGGAUAACUUAAUAGCAAGGAUAUCUUAUCACAGGAUGGAGCAAUUUAAUUAUUAUUGAGAUCCAUCUUGUUAGUUAAUGGAUAUAGUUAGAAAGAGGCAAACUUCUUGUGCCUGCGGGUCUCCAGCUUACAGCUGUCUUUGAAAGGGGGAGUUCUCAGAUUUCUACCAAUGCCCUAGCUUUCCUUUCAAACUUUGCCAAAGCAGAAUGAGCCGAUGUAGGCAGAUUUGCUUACUCUGUGUAAUAUAAUUUAAGCAUGUAAUGUGAGUUUCUUUGGCGGAAUUUCUGUUUCUAGCAAAACCACAACAUACAUACAGUUCACCAAUAUGGUAGUUUAGGGUUUGUUGUGAUCUCUUUUUGUUGUCAUUGGGUUUGUUGUGAUCUCUUUUUGUUGUCAUUGGUUGUCAUUUGUUGUCAUAAAUUGUCAAUUUAUUAAUACAAGGUACAGGAAGCAAUGUCAUUUCUCCUUUCGGUGCUUCUCAGUGCAUUUCAUUUUGGCCACCACAUUUUAACUAGUAUACAUACAUUAAAAGGAAGCAAAAAAUUAUUUUCAAUGCUUGGGGAAGAUGAAGAAUUAGAACGUAGAAUAGAGUAUGCUUAAGUGGAACAGCGGUUUGCAGUCAACCUAGCACAAAGUGGCCACAAUGUUCUCCACUCUCCUCCCCCAUGUGCCCCCUAAAUCUGUUCUGAGAGUUCCCUCAAGCCCUCGGAGCAGAUUUUGGGAUGGUUUGGGGCAUGUCCUGGGGGAGAGGGGGAACCCCAUUGUGCUAGUGCAUCAAAUAUUUGUGGGGUGGGGAGUCUGCUUUAGAGAAGUACACAAAGGAAGAGUUUCUCUCAUGUGCCCCUCAGUAAUGGGGAACCUGUGGCCCACAGGCCUUACUAAGCAGGCCAGGCGCCGUUUCAGCUAAGUCACACCCACCUGUACUAUACCUGACAUCAUAGAUAUAUGAAAUAAGGUACAGAGCAGGAAAUGGGGCUUGACAGCACCUGCAAGCUACACUGCUCAACCCUCAACUGUGCACUGUUUAGAAGUUGCAAAACACCGACAAUCAGCUUGUUGGCAGUGCCUGCAAAGUACCGUUCUUCAGCCAUGUGGUUUGAUUUGAGACCACACAGACAAAGGGAAACAGGUCAUCUGAUGUUAUUGUGAUAACAGGUGGCUGACAGGUAGAUGGUUCCACCCACCUGUCAGACACGGCACCUGGUGGAGAGGAGAGAAGACUCCAGCCCAUGGACCAGACCUAGUUCUCCCACCCUCCAUUGCAGUGAUCUUAUAAGGAAACCAUUUCUCCAUCAUCAAAAGUGUUUUCUUGGUCCACAUGUGGAACAGUCUGCCUCGGCCAUCACUUUUUUUGUAUUUUUUUGGAAGAUGAGUGAAAACAGGUCUUUCCCCAAUAUAUAUGCGCCAAUAGAUUGUCAGUUAUUUGGGACUCAGUAUAACUUUGACAAGCUUUUAUGGCUAAUGAUUGAAUAGUAUUUUAUUGGUAAUACUGUUACUGUGUUCUUUGUGAGCCAUUUACACACUUCAAAAAUAAAUUAAUAAUUAAAAAAAAAUACUUAAGCAAUGAAUGCAUGGGAAAGCCCGUUGCUUUUAUGCAGUGUGCAUUACAGCCACUUGAAAUUUAUUGAUUCAGAAGUUUUGGAAUCCAAAUCAUGAUGUUUCUCUGCUGGCUCAAGGCCAUUCACUUUGAAAACGUUAUGUUUUCUUCAUGCUAAUUAUACAUUUAUGUUGCUUGAUAGAAGAUGCUGGCAUUUGUUACGACAUUAAUAACAGAACACAUAAUUACUUACUUGGAUUUUUAACAUUCUUUGCCUUAUUUAAAAAUUCUGUGUGCAGUCCUUAAGCCAAGAAGAAACAAACUUCUGUGAAAUCUCUGCUGUCGUUUUUAGCUAAAUAAGUCUUGGUAUUUGUUGGUGACAUCUUAUACUUAAUGUGUACUUUGUAGGAAGUGAGUGCUUGGGAUUCUGUCAAUAUGCAUCUCAUCCUAAAGUCAAAAGAUACAUGUGGUGAGCAGGUGUCAUUGCUUUUGUGAUCUGCACAUCUUCAGGGCAAGACCUUAUACUAAGAUAUCCCAAAUUACUGCAGUGGGGUAGCCCUGUUAGUCUCUUGCUGCAAAAAACAAUUAAACCCCAGACUGUUGUAGCCCCUUAAAGGCCCUUAUGGCAUUAUCUUUUGUGAAUUCAAACCCACCUUGUCAGAUCACUCUGCUCAGUAGGGCUUUUGUAGUAGGUUAAAAGGCUGCUCGGAGUUCCCUGGACAUGAAUGCAGUAAGAAGCAAGUUUAAUGUUUCUUCAUAAGGCACAAGAUAAGAUACCCUAGGAAUAACCUUUAUAGAGCCUGAACAGUCCCCUGAUUCUGUCUGAAAUGGAAUUGACUGUGGGUGUUUAAAAACCACUGUUUCCUGAUAAAUUUCCAUGGCAAACAGAUCCUAACUUCAAACACAAAUGGUUGUGGUUACUCUUAAGAACAUUGGCGAUGUGGGAAUGUUUCAUGAAGGUGUAAGAUUUGUCUCCCUGUGACUAACUCUGUUCCUGUAAUGCAGAUGAUUCAGCCUUGUGGUCUUCAAAAGAUUUGUACGUUUGAACUAUGUUCUUAAAUAUUUUCGCAGCCUUAAGAAUUUGUUGUCUAGCUUAACGUCUCCUCGGUGCCAAAGGUACACUGUCUGCCCGGUGAUUUUGGCUUUUGAACGGAAAUGAACUAGCUCAAAAACGGUUUCAAGAGUUAAUAUCCAGUCCUGGUGCCCGACAGUGUAUUUUUCCUGUUGGUCUACCUCUAAACACUGUGCAAAAGCAUAAUGGAUAGUUUCCAUGUGUACUAUAGCCUGCCAAAUGGCUUUCCCCAUUGCAUAGAUUAUUUCUUCACCACCAGGAGCCUGGGGAAAAUUUCAGUGAGAACAAUCCAUUUAAUGGGGUUUUCUGUGGCCACCAUACAGAGCAGCUGCUACAAAUAAGCUGUUUAAUGGAGCUUUGCAAUGGCAAUGCAAUUCUGAGACCCUGAGAAUCCUGAGAAAUGAAGGGUCCCCUCCGCUCCUAACUCCAGAGGAAGUGAGUUCAGUUCCUAAAUCAACGUCUUACGAAUUUUGUCUCAUACACUAGUCCAAAAUCCUGCCUCAUUGUUGAGUCUCCUACUGAUGCAAGGCAUGCACUUCAUACAAGGAGUAUGGGCAGCAGAGAUCUGGAUGAGAUCAGUGGCUACAGUCACUGUGGGAAAGACUUUAAAAUAUUUUUGUUUUGUUUGGCAUUUUAACAUCUAUGAAUAAGCGAGCCUAGGAUAAUUGUUAUCCACUAUGCAGUUGACUUUUUAUUUUAUUUUACAUUUUUAAUUCUAUAGCACCAGAGGAAACUUUUAAGCUAAGAUUGAGAAGUGAAAAAGUAAUGCAGCCUAUACAUACAGUGGAACCUCUACUUACGGACGUAAUCAGUUCCGGAGGUCCAUCCGUAAGUCGAUCCAGGUUGCUGGUAGAAGCACUGUUGGGCGCAGGCGCAUUCGGCGGCAGCACACUUUGGCACAGGCGCAAAUUGCAGCAAACCCGGUAUUUACUUCCAGGUUUGCUGCGGUCGCAACUUGGAUUGGGCCCAAGUAGAGGUGGUAGUAAGUAGAGGUUCUACUGUACUGACUUUGGAAUAAGCCCCAAUCAACUUGGUGGAAUGUCCUUCUCAGCAAACAUACAGAGCAUCAGGUUUUAACUCAAUUAAUCUAUCCAUGCAGUCCUGCAUCUGCUCAUCAGAAGCACAUCUUACUGAGUUCCAUAGGAUUUAGGAUUGCAGCAGAUAUGUACUAUAAUCUGCAUACCUUGGAUGCUUUGAAAGACUUGGGCCAAAUUUUUUGGCAUAGUGUCAUGGGCAUUCUUAUGGGAAAAUAUGACUGCUACCAUCUUUUGCCAGGGUUUUAUGUGCAGAAAAAUACUAGUAAGCUAUAAAAAUGUGGACGUCAAAUUGUAUGUUUAGCAACCCUUUCCUUCUCAACUGUCACUAUAAAUGGGAGGAAAUUGAAUUUGUUGUAAAAUGAAAGAUUUUAGUGUUUUCCAUUCGUGCAUGAACUAAAGGUAUUCGGUGCUCACACAGAAGCUAUGACUGCUCUUUGGUCACGAGAAAGUGUUUCCUAAUCCUGCAGGUUGGCAAAAGUAAGUUAGAUUCAUUUUUAGAAAUACAGAUUCUAGCUGUUCCUAAGUCUCUGAAGAUAAUAGUAUUUGAUCUUCAGAAAUGCCAACUAGGGUGUAGUUUGGUGUAAUACCACUGCCAUUGGUAACCUUUCAAGCCCCUUAUUACAGCAUAUGCAGAUUUAAUCUUGAUAGGGUUGAUUUUCUUUUUCUCCUUUUUGUUUUGUCACUCAUCAAGAUGCUUCACCAUUUUUCUAAUACAGCCUAAUUCUACAGUAAGAGAAAGAGCCGUUGCUAGAUUGACAACGCACCCACUACUGAAGACAAAAAUUGCCAAUAUUAAAGGUAAGCCAAAAAUUGCCCAGCUAAUCUUCGUACACUGGAGCAUGUACAGUAAUAAUAAUAAUAAUAAUAAUAAUAAUAAUAAUAAUAAUAAUAUCAUUGUCUUAAGCUGCAGUGUGUCUAGGCAUUGAUGACCUUCUCAAACUGAGUAUUUGCAAUAGUCGAGUAAGCUAAAUGUAUUGUAUUCUGUGUACCUGAAAUAAUGGGGGGGGGGAGAUCUCAAAAGCAGUGCAUCUACAGAUGCCUAGCACGCUCAUAAGCCAAAUGUUUCUGGGUGUGUCUUAAGAUUUUCAGGGCUAUUCUAUAACCAUGUGCACUAUUGCACGUAUGUAUUGUUACUCAUACCAACAAGUUGAGGGGUUACGCUGACUCAUAAUUACCACUCUUGCUAUUUCCAUAGUUGCUAAACUAGUGAAAUUAAACAAUGAUUCAGGAUGUUCUGGUAGAACAAUGAAUACAUACUGUUAAAGCAAGACAUGUGCAGUUCAGUUUUUAUUUAAAGGCUUUAAGAAUGAGACCUUGAUGAACUGCUUAAGUCUGUGUGUGAUUGAAAGUAAUUUCAGUAUGCUCAGUAGGGCCUGUGAUUAAGUAAGUGUGUCUACUUUUGCAGCCAAUGUUUCUUGGUAAUUUAUCUUUUCAUCUUGUUGUUUUUUUUUUGUGAGCCCUGGAAAAGAAAGAGUCUCUAAUUCCCCCACCUCUGUCUUUACUCUAUUACUUGGAGAGACUUGGAGUUUUACAGCCUUGCAUCACUGGGGCCAUCUUUAACUUCCUUUAUAUUUUUCAGUUGUCUUUCUCCAGUAGCUGUAAGAAUAUGCUUAAGUGCCUUCUAAUGACUUUCUAAUUAGAUAAAGAGGUAAAAAAGGUAAAGGGACCCCAACCAUUAGGUCCAGUCGUGGCCGACUCUGGGGUUGCGGUGCUCAUCUCACUUUAUUGGCCGAGGGAGCUGGCGUACAGCUUCCAGGGCAUGUGGGCAGCAUGACUAAGCUGCUUCUGGCAAACCAGAGCAAUGCACGGAAACGCCGUUUACCUUUCCGCCGGAGCAGUACCUAUUUAUCUACUUGCACUUGACAUGCUUUCAAACUGCUAGGUUGGCAGGAGCAGGGACCGUUGCGGGGAUUCAAACCGGCGACCUUCUGAUUGGCAAGCCCUAGGCUCUGUGGUUUAACCCACAGCGCCACCCGAUAAAGAGUUACUAGCUUUCAAUUCUACGCACACUUACCCAUGAGAAAGUCCCAUUGAAUUUAAUGAGAGACUUGGGGCCAUCCCAUGGCAUAAUUGUCACUGGGAGCCAUUGAGUAAAAAGUCCAAACACUCCUGCAGUCCUAUACUCCUGACUACCUUUCCAGUGCCUCUUGGUGCAUGGUUCAGUGAACUGGAUGUAGAAUCCAAAUUGUGUGGGUGAGAAGGCUUCCUAUGUCCUAUAGCAGACAUAGGACUCAGCUAGACAGGUAAAGAAAAAGUGAUUUAUAUGUGUUGGAUGUGCCAUAUAACAUUGUGCCACCAGAUGGCGAUGUGGAGCCCCGUUUUUCUCUACCUGCUUUCCCUGUUUAAAUUUACAACGCUUUAAACGCUUCUUCGAUGUGUCUAGAUCCAGGCUUAGUAAUAGGUAUGACUUUGGGCACACUUGCCAAAGGUGUUGGUCGGAUGCCUUAUACUUGAUGUAAACAUAUUCCUCUAGAAAACUGCCUUCCCUAACACAGACCCUGUCUGGACCAUGUAUUCUCUACCCCCAUUGUUCAGCCGGGACACUGAGAUCCAGCUCCAGGGGCCUUCUGGCGGUUCCCUCCCUGCGAGAAGUGAGGUUACAGGGAACCAGGCAGAGGGCCUUCUCAGUGGUGAUGCCCGCCCUGUGGAAUGCCCUCCCAUCAGAUGUCAAGGAAAUAAACAACUAUCUGACUUUUAGAAGACAUCUGAAGGCAGCCCUGUUUAGGGAAGCUUUUUAUGUUUAAUGCUGCAUUGUGUUUUUAACAUUCUGUUGGACGCCGCCCAAAGUGGCUAGGGAAACCAACCAGAUGGAUGGGGUAUAAAUAAUAAAUCACUAUUAUUAUUAUUAUUAUUAUUAUUAUUAUUAUUAUUCUCUUCCUGCUACCAGAGACCCUCUUCACAUGAGGUGCCACAAAGAAAAAUAUUUUUUUUCCUACCACUCCACUAUGGGGCCCCACUCCAUCACCCUCCACAAUGAAACGAGUUUGCUUUAGAACCCCUUUUAUCAUUUCUGUGUUUGUAUUUUUACCAUUUAUUCUGCAUUUAAAAAAAAAAAAAUCUUGCUUUUUUUUAAGCUGCUGUAAAAGCCUUCAAAGAUGCGAGACAGAAGCCAGCAGGACCCAUUUCUUCAGAAGAGCAUAAAUCGGAAGAACAACUUACCAAACAAUCUGAGCUAACCCAGCAUUCCAGUAGCAGUCUACAUAAGAAAACAAUUAAACAAGCUGGAAACCAAGACAAAAUAAAGGUGAAAGAGAAGCCAGGCUCUGACAUGGGAAAAGAACAAAUUUGUGUGAGAGAGAAGCUGAAAAUGGCAGAUGGUGAGGAAAUAUGCGUGUUGGAUGAUGUUACAGUGCAGGCUGCAGAGCAUCAUAAAUUAGCUCCUCAGGCUCAAGCAGAAAAGUCAGUAUAUUCCGAAGUUACAAAAUGUUUGGAUGACCUCCUGAGUAGAACAGAAGUUGAUGCAUCUGAUAGAGUGACAAGUGAGGAAGCUGGAAUGGAGAAGGAAUACUUUGAUGACAGCACUGAAGAAAGAUUCUAUAAUCAGUCUUCUGGCUCUGAUGAAAAUGAUAGUGAUGAUGACUUCUUCAUUGGCAAAGUAAAGAGAACGAAGAAAAAGAAGGGAGCAGCUGAUAUUUCAUUACCUACAGACCAGAAAGGCAAAUGUAUCCAGCUCAAAAAGGGCCCGCAGUCUGACACAGCCCAGGACACAGACGCAAAAGGCAAAAAUCAAAGCUCAAAAUCAAUGAAGCUAGAAUCCAUGUUUUACUCUUCACUGUCAGACACAAAUAAGUCCAAAUCAGUGAAAAGGUAAGCCAUCAAAACCCUCAAUUUAGUUUGCAACCUUUUGGGGCAAAUGUUUUCAUCCUUCAAGUGGCUUACACACUGUGAGAAGUCUUUGCAUGUUUUCUGACUAGCCUCCUCUGUUGAGUCAAUUUUUGCAUUAGACUUUCCCUAGAGGAGCUUCCAUGGGACGCGGGUGGCGCUGUGGGUUAAACCGCAGAGCCUAGGACUUGCCAAUCAGAAGGUCGGCGGUUCGAAUCCCCGUGACGGGGUGAGCUCCCGUUGCUCGGUCCCUGCUCCUGCCAACCUAGCAGUUCGAAAGCACGUCAAAGUGCAAGUAGAUAAAUAGGUACCACUCUGGCAGGAAGGUAAACGGCAUUUCCGUGCGCUGCUCUGGUUCGCCAGAAGCGGCUUAGUCAUGCUGGCCACAUGACCCGGAAGCUGUACGCUGGCUCCCUCGGCCAAUAAAGCGAGAUGAGCACCACAACCCCAGAGUUGGUCACGACUGGACCUAAUGGUCAGGGGUCCCUUUACCUUUACCUUUAGAGGAGCUACCAUUGUCAGAUUCAAUUGCUUUAAGGAAGUCAUGGAAACUGAGCCUUAUUCACGAUGAGACCGUGAGCUUGGCUUGGCUAUCAAACCCCAUUGAUGCAGAGCAGGGGUGAGGAAAAAAUUGGCCCAACUGAGUGAAAUUCUUAACUUCCUCAGCUCCGUAGACCAACUGACAAGUGGGCAGGGAUUGACUGCUUGUCAAUCAUCUGAUGUAAAAAUGAUGCCCAGUGAAUAAAGUUGGCCUACAAAGUUGGGGACAGAGAAGUCCCCCUGCAGGAAUGAACUCUAACUCAUCAGCAUAUGGACAAGGGGGUUCAAUGCGACUUUCCUCAAGGAAAGGAACCACAUCUCUGCCUGCCCUCCACCUCAUCUUUCAUAUGAUGUCAGGUGUGGAGUAGGUGGGUGUGGUUUGGAGAAAGUUGCCUUGUGGGACAAAUGGGGAGGCCUGGCUGGCCAUAUUUGGCCCAUGGCCAGAGGUUCCCGCCCCAGAUAUAGAUAAUUCUCAGGUCCAUUUAUGUGCUUUAGGUUUCACACAUAUCACGUUUGUUGCACUCAAUAAUGUCUUGACUUCUAAAAAUAUCACUUUUUUCUGUUCUAGAACUGUAAAAGACCACCUUCCCAGAAGUAAAGCAAAAGGUAAGUCAAGUUGAUGUUGCUACUUGCAUUCAUGCAGCAUCAGAACAAAAUCUCAUUUUGUAUUUAAACUGUAGCAGUAGUUUUUCAAAUGCAUUUAAUUGUAUUGAAUUUUUUUAAAAAAACAUUGUACUUGAACUUUAUAGAGGCUUUUAAAUUUUCAGUUUUGGAAAGGACAUUUUUACAAUCUAGGUUUGUACAGCUAAUUUUACUAGCCCUACUCCAGGUCAAGCAAUCGCUAUGAUUUUACUGAAGUUUGGAAUAAUGUGCUCUCCUUGUUUUCAUAUUUUCCAAAAGGGUUUAUGAGGCACAGGAGUCUCAUUUUCAUAUUUUAUUAAAUUUCGGGAGGAAUUCAGUGUUGCACCAAGAAGAUCAUUCCAUCAGGGAAAGAAAGCACUGUGGCUUGUCAUAUGUAAUAAUCCCCUUUUCACACACACACACACACACACACACACACACACACACACGGCACUGUUUUGCAAGUUCUCUCUGCCCCACCCCAGGGCCAAUUUGGGCCUCUGAUAGCCCAAGAGUUUACCAGUGCCACAUAAUUUAGUACUGUUUUAUAUACAAUCAGAAGAAAUUACUUUUGAAAACCACCUAUCUCUGUACCAUAUUUUGAAGUUUUGCUUGUCCUCCAAAACUGCAUGAAGUUCCACUUUGCAUUGUCAUGCCUGGAAGCUUUCCAUAAGAUAAUUAAAAGAUUGUCAGUGGCUUCUGUUUAAUGUGUAAAUGUAACCGGGGGUGUUGCGUCAUAAAUAUAUAAUAAAUAAUCCCUAAAGCACAUAGGAUAAGGUGGAUCCCGACAUGUGCUCAGUGGAGCUCUGCGAUCUCCAUUCAUCUUUUCCCAGGUGCCCCCUCAAAUGCUGCUCAGGAGGGAUAGGAGACAGUCUGAAACACCAUCGGAGGUGGUGCUGGGGGCUACACAGGGAAAUGGGAGAAAAUUACAGCUUCACCCUCUUUGUAUAUUGAGAAGUCUACUGCGUCCUAGGUGGGAAAUAUCCUAUCUGUUCACAGAAGAGCAAAUCUGGUUCCAGUUUCUUAUCUCUGAGGCACCAACUAGAAGCUGUAUACCUCAAUGGUGUGCGAAUUGUCGAUGCUCUUAAUGGUCUAUGAAUUCUUGUGCAGGUUUUGAAAGAAACGGUCCACAGAAACAGAUGUCCAAAGGUUUGAGUAUGAAGCAAGGUAUUAAGAGAGAACAAUUGGAACAGCCACUUCAUCCUUCCUGGGAAGCGAGCAGGAAACGUCGAGAGCAAGUAUCUCAAAUUACAGCAUUCCAAGGGAAAAAAAUUAAAUUUGAAGACUAAGGGGGUUUUAUUUCUUAAGGACUCUCUUCUUUUCCUCCUUUUUUAAUCUCAUCUGUUGACAACUUGUUGACACAGCUGUAUAAACUAAAAACAGACAUUUCAUUUAUAGAUUUCCAAUAUAACGGUAAUAUAUAAAAUAAAUGGUUGAUUUUGAAGUCGUUCAUCGCAAGAGGCUUUUUUUCUAUAGAAACUCUUCUAUGUUUGUCAAGAAUAGCUCCAUUUGCCAUUUUUUUAACUUCUUAAUGGGAACUUGCAUGAAAGAUCAUGGGUAUCGACAAUUGGUGAAGAUGCACCUCUUUAGAUUCAAUGGAAUCCUUUUCCUGCUCCUGUUUUGUUGCUUUGCCAUUGGUUGUUUUGUGGUUUUAUUUUAUGAUUUGAAUGCAAAUUGUACUCGCUUACAUUGAGACGUUUUUGUGACGUUUGGGAACCAUUCAGUGAAGGGCUAGCUAGAAGUUCAAAAAUAAUAGGCAUUUGUGGAAAUCCCAUAAGCAGAAAAAAACAUUUUGCUGUACAUCAUAGGAUCUUAGAAUUGUAGUUGGAAGCAACCCCAAAGGUAAUCUGGUCCAAUCCUCUGCAAUAUAGGAAUCUCAGCUAGAUCAUACAUGACAGAUGGCCAUCUAGCCUCUGCUUAAAAACCUCCAAGGAAGGAGAGUUCACCACCUGUUGUGGGAGACCGUUCCACUGUCGAACAGCUCUUGCUGUCACAAAGUUCUUCCUGAUGUUUGGUCAGAAUCUCCCUUCUUGCAACUUGAAUCUGUUGGCUCGGGUCUUAGCUUCCGGAGCAGGGAAAAAGAGGCUUGCUGCAUUGUCCAUGUGACAGCCCUUUAGAUAUUUGAAGAUGACUAUCAUAUAUGCCAAAUGAGGAUACCAUUCUAUGCACCUUGAUGGUGUUUUGUUGCUUAUUAAGAUGCCGCAGGGCUUGGCUGUUUUUGCUUGAAAUGUCAGAGUUUGUAUUAAAUUACUAGUUCUGGAACAAAUGUAUAAACAGAAACUACAGGAAAACAGUAUAUGUCUUGCAGUGUGAAUAACUGACAUAUGCUGUCCAAAAAAGAAGAGAAGAAGAAGAGUUUGGAUUUGAUAUCCCACCUUUCACUCCCUUUUAAGGAGUCUCAAAGCAGCUAACAUUCUCCUUCCCUUCCUCCCCCACAACAAACACUCUGUGAGGUGAGUGGGGCUGAGAGACUUCAAAGAAGUGUGACUGGCCCAAGGUCACCCAGCAGCUGCAUGUGGAGGAGCGGAGACGCGAAUCCGGUUCCCCAGAUAAGGAGACUACCGCUCUUAACCACUACACCACACUGGAAGACUCCACAUCAGAGGGCAGGAACCUGUGCCCAAAUGUUGGAUUCCAGCUCUUGUCAGCAUGGCCAAUGGUCAAGGAUUAUGGGAAUUGUAGUCCCAACAACAUUUGGAGGGACACAAGUUCACCAUUCGUGCUCUAAAGGAAUGAAUCUGGGGUUAGAUCGUAUAUUUACCUCCUUACUACAGUGGUACCUUGGUUGUUGAAUGGCUUGGCUCCCUAACAAAUCGGCUCCCAGUUUGCGAACGUUUUUCAUAAGCCGAACGUCUGACGCAGCUUCCGAUUGAGUGCACAAAGCUCCUGCAGCCAAUUGGAAGCCGCGCCUUGGUUUUCAAACAGUUCUGGGAGUCAAACGGACUCCCGGAACGGAUUAAGUUUGACAACCAAGUUACCACUGUACUGUUAAAUGAAAGUCGGAAAUUUGUAUCUAUACUGUUCAAUGGUUUCAUUUGUGUUUUGAUAUUCUGAGAUUAGAAGGGCAUUUGACUGAAUUGAAUGUCAUUAUCUAGUUUCAGAUCAGUUAAUUCUUUUGGUUAUCUAGAGUGCAUUAAUUGAAAAAGUAGGGUGAAGUUGUUUGCUUAUAAUACUGUAGGAUUUGUCUUUUACGUCCAAAAGAAAUUAUUUUCAUAUGGUCCUUCAUUACUCUUGGGAUUCAAGCUAUGUCUUAACAAGCUGUAACUAUUAGUGGCUCCACUGCUUUAAAAGCCUUUCCCCAUUUUACAUGCAUGUUGGAGAGAAAAAUAUUACAUAAGUUAAUGCUAGCCCAAUAUUAGGGUUUCCUAUCCCUUUAUUAUUUAGUCUCUCAUUUUCCUAAAUUUACAAAUACUACACGACAUGCCCUGAAUCUCUCUAGUUGAUAAAAAUCUUUCCAUUGGAGAAAAACAAGUUGUGAAUGGCUAAAGAAAACUUGCACACUACAUACAAAGUAUUAAGAUAACGCCUUUUCCUGUUUUAGUUGAAAAUAGAGAAACUUGAAAACUUCAUAGCCUGGGUAGCAUCUCUUUACAUGUCUCUGGACUGCCAAGAGUGCUUAGUUUUUCUUGGCAAUUGAUGAACAGGAGAGAAUUUCUUACUGCUAUAACUUAUGACCCUAGCAGUAUUCCUAUGGGGUGUCUAGCACAUCAAAGCAUUUUUUAAAGUGCCGGAUUUACAGCAAAGCUUUUGAUCUAAGAAACGAGCUAUGUAGACUUUGUCUACAUAGGAGGGCAAUACCAGGUGAAUGUAAAUCACAUCUCUUAUUUUCUUCUAUUCAGAUAAACCAGUGUUUUUAAAACUGCAAGGCAUACAGAGACGUAGCACCAGUUGAAAAGCACCAAUAUAGAAGGAACAUCUAGCAACCUUAAAAUACAUUAUUGAAUGUUUUUGUUUAGCGGUGUUUUGGAUGCAUGGCAGACUAGGAUUCUGUUGUGGUCAUACUAUUGAUACAAAAGUCUCAGUCUUAUACUGUAUUGUAUUUUGUAGAAAUAGAAACAUUCUGAACUCAAGGAUACAUUUGAACUCAAAGUAAUUUUGCAGACAGGCUUACUAAAAUGGUGAUACAGGACAAUAAACUAGCCUACUG
Molecule: messenger RNA, 46788 nt
Organism: Podarcis lilfordi (Lilford's wall lizard)
Lineage: Eukaryota; Metazoa; Chordata; Lepidosauria; Squamata; Lacertidae
Source: the annotation of a GenBank genome assembly